Molecule: messenger RNA, 86017 nt
Organism: Pelobates cultripes (western spadefoot toad)
Lineage: Eukaryota; Metazoa; Chordata; Amphibia; Anura; Pelobatidae
Source: the annotation of a GenBank genome assembly
CCGCACACUGAUGACGUCGCUCAACGCGUCACCGGCAGACUGAGCAGUGGUCCACCGAUGAUGACGCGAUUCUCCCGACGCAUCUCGGUUGAAGUCGUUGGAUGCUGGAGCUAUCUUGGUCUCGUGAAGUGGCAUGUUCACCCCGCGUGUCCCCCAUGCGAUCAGGGCCCCCCGCCGGUAAGUAGUCCCCCCUCCUCUCCCCCUGCAACUAUAAGCGGCAGCCAUGUUCCAUAAGUUGUGAAUAAACUAAUACAAACUGUAAUGCUCACACUUUAACCAAUGGGGAAAAUACAAUAACAUGGGCCACACAGCCUGCCACCUUACUGCUGUCUGUACCAGGCACAAAGGGAGGUUUGCACUGCAGCUGGGAAGUCUUGGCUGUAUUUCUGUAUUACUUAAGACAGUGUGCUGUCUGAGACCAUAAAUGUAAACACAGAACCUGCUUGUAAGCACUUCUGGUGAUGACUUACAAAAGAUAAACACACCCAGACUGGCCAAGCUUCGUGGAGAAUGCAGCAGAGAAAACAAAUACUUCUGUGAGCACAAUACUGGUUUAUUCUUGUCAACAAUGGCACUUUCCUGGAUACUUUUUACAGCAGUGCUUCAGUAACCAUAGCCAAUGCUAGAUCUAGGUGGCACAGAGUAGGUAGCAUGCACAUCAUAACAUUAUGCAAACAGAACUAACUAUGACAUUUGUAGUGAACAGCCACUAUCAUAUGGAGAUCUGUGAAUAGAAUGCAUCAGAAGAAUUCUUAUUAAAGUAGGGAAUCAGUCUGGAAAUGCUGUAUUGUCUCUGUGUUAUUUGGGUCGAUCAACUGCUGAUUUUGUUAAGAUCAAAUCGUGCUUGUGCGGUUUAAAAAUAGACUCCUGUUUUAAACAAAAAUGUGCAUUCACCACAUUUUAUAUGAACCCCAAAGCAUAUGGAGUAUGAUGCUUGGACUGAGAAUCAAAACAAAUGACUGCAAGUGCAAAACAGAGCCAAGUAGCAGAAUGUUGUUACAACAGAAAUAAACCCUGAAAUAUCACAGUACUUGAACCACCGUUGGAACCAAUUACAGCCUCAAUUAUUUUAGAGGAUGAUGGAACAAGCUUUUCAUUCCUGGAUUUGUGUAGUUUCUGUGUUCAGCUCUGUAGAUCCUCUCAAGCUUCGUCAGGUUGGAUGUGGCCAUUUGUGAACAGAGAUUUUCAAUUGGACUCAAGACUGGGCUCUGGUUUGGCCACUCAAGGACAUGCACAUAGUUGUCCCUGUGCUACUCUGAGUUCUGAGUUCCAGACUACUCUGGAUUAGGUUUUCAGUAAAGGGAAAUUCCACUGCACAAAUACAGAAUAAAUAAAAAUCUUUGUUUAGUAGAUAUAGCCCCAACAAAAACAUGCUUGCAUUUAAUUAUGCAUUUCUUCAUUGGAUGUGUAUCUAAAUAUGGCUUGCAAAACAUACAUUGCCCAGUCUUUCUAUGGCUGUCCAAUCACACACUUCCCAAUGCAGCUCAGUGAGAAGUAUUUGCAGGUCAGGUGCUCUGGGCAAUUGCUGCCUCUUGAGUUUAGCUCCACUGAGCUAAACAAACCAAGAAGUAACAGGACCAUAUGCCUAAUUGACAGCCAUGGGUGUGUAGCAAGGUGAAUUUAUAAAAGUGCCAAUUUCUAUUGAAAUCUGCACUUUUUGCAAAAUGGCAAGAGAGGACACACACAUCAUUUCAGCAAGCUAAAGUGUUUUAAGGGUUUGGAGUGUUUCUUUAAUGAUAUUUCCAUAUUUUGCUGUGUUCAGCUUUCCCUCAAGUGUGACCAGUCUCACACUUCCUGCAGCCGAAAAACACCCACAAAACGUGAUGCUACCACCUCCACCUUUCACCUUAGGAUGAUAUUGUACAGGUGGUGAGCGAUGCCUGGUUUCCUCCAGACAGAACGCUUUCAUGGUUAUUCACUAAAGUGAGAAUUCAAAGUGAAUUUAAAAUUUAAGGCAAAAAAAGUCAAACAGGAAAAAGUCUUUGUCAGCUGUGCAUUGAAUUUGGCUACAUUGGCCUUAGAUUUGAAUGAGAAACCCUAUUUGUUUUUGAUACCAAAUAGAUUAAUCUUUGUUUUAUCAGACCAGAGAAUCUUGUUCUCACAGCCUGAGAGUCCUUUAGGUCAGGGCUCGACUAAUCCCAGGUCGCCAUGGCGACAAGGAUUUUAGCUGUAACCUCCCUUGCGCGUCCUCCAGUGAUACCGGGAGCCGGAAUAUGACGUUAUUCUGGCCCCGGUUUCACUAAGCGGCGCUCUAUGGAGCAGAGCAGGGAGAUGACUGAAGCCCCACUGGACCCAAGGGAAAGCCAAAUUACUCCAGCUCCAGGUAGGGACGCUGGGUGGCCGCCUUAAUGUGUGUUGUUAUUGCAGUGACAGUGAAUGUGUGUGUGAGUGUGUGUUUAGGUGACUGGUCUCCCUUCAAUUACACGUGUAAAAGGUUUACUCACCUUUUUACCCCCACGCUGUGCUGGUCUCGCCGCAGCUUGCCCUGUCUCCAUGACUGCGAUCAUCAAUCUUUAUAAUCUCAGCCAAUCCAAUGCUUUCCCAUAGGAAAGCAUUGGGAGGCAAUUGCACGUGUGGCAAAACUUCAUGCUGCGCCAAUUGAAUGAAUGCAUCUCGAUGGGGAACAUUCAGCCCCUCCAUGCAGAGCGUGGAGAUGCUAAACUUAGGUGCUGCAUACUGUGCAGCACUGACCCAGGAGACUGUCUAGAGGCCGUCUGUGACUUUCACUAGAAGUGUUACUAGGCAACAAUGUAAAUACUGCCUUUUCUUUGAAAAGGCAGGGUUUACAUUGAAAAGUGUGGAGGGACAGGUUAAGCUGUAGUGGUUCUGGUGACUAUAGUGUCCCUUUAAGAAUUGUAUUUUUGACAUUGAAAAACCUGGCUCCUAACCUUUUUUGCUCCUAUGUUCAAAGAAAAUUUGUCAAACCCUACUUUAGGUGUGUUUUUUUUUUUUUUUUUAAUUACAAGUAGGCUUUCAUAUGUCUUGCAGUAAGGAGAUGAUUUCUGUUUGACCAGUGUGCAAUAAAGACCAGAUUGAUGGAGUGUUGCAGUUAUGAUUGUAGUUCCACAAGACUCUACUGUCUUCACACAUGAUUUCUGGAGUUCACCCAGAGUGAUCAUUGGGUUCUUAGUAACAUCUCCUAAAAAGGAUUUCUCAGAAAGAGUCCUGGUCGUUCCAAUCUUCUUCAAUUUAAAUGGACAGUAUAGGCACCUAGACCACUUCAGCUCAUUGAAGUGGUCUGGGUGCAGUGACUCAGUCCCCUUAGCACUGAGAUAGAAGACACUUUAGUGGCUGUUUGAGUGAUUGAUACUAGAGGUGUUACUAGACAGCAAUGUAAACUCUGCCUUUUCUCUAAAAAGCCUGCAGGGACAAGCUAUAGACACCAGAGCCACUACAUUAAGCUGUAGUGGUUCUGUCAACUAUAGUGUUCCUUUAAGAAUUGUAUUUUUGACACAAAACCUUAAAACCUGGUUCCUAACUUUUUUUAGCUGGCUCCUAGAUUCAAAGCAAAUUUGUCAAAUCCUGAUCUAUAUAUAUAUAUAUCUAUAUAUAUAUAUAUAUAUAUCUAUAUAUAUAUAUAUAUAUAUAUAUAUAUAUAUAUAUAUAUAUAUAUAUAUAUAUAUAUAUAUAUAUGUAUAAAAUAAAAUUUUAAACAGGAAGGACACAUUGAGAUUUCUCUCGUUUUCAAUUGUGUCCUGUUCCCACUAACACUUCAUUGUUACAAAAAGUAUAGGGUACAAUGUAAUAUAAAAUAAUAUUAAUACACAACACAUAUAUAAAUUUAACACAGAACAGGUAAGUAAUGCAAUCAACCAUGAUUACAGGUGCAAUCUGUUUUGAGAUAUGUAGAGAGGGAUCUCUUCAAGGAUUUUAGGCUGGGGGGAGAUUUGAAAGUGUCCGGGAGGUUAUGUCAUAAUUGUGUUACACUGUAGGAAAACGAGAUCGAGUCCCUGUCUUUUUGUAUUGAGGUAGACUAAAUAAAAUGCCGGUAUUGGAUUGGCGGUUAUAGGAGGUGGAACCUUCCCGGGGAGAGCAUUCUGCUCAGGUAGAGUGGGAGCUUCCAAGUAAAGCUCUUAAACAGAAGGCUGGAAAGAUGAAGGGCGCGUCUGGAUUUCAGCGAUAGCUAGUUCAGUUCUUUUAACACGGUCAUGUCCAAAGUCCGGCUGCGGGCCAAUUGCGGCUCGUGUUCCGGUUUAAUACGGCCCCACAGGUUAUUAGCUAAUCCUAUCUGUUGUGAUCCCCAGUGAAUCCCCGAGCGCUGCUCAGGAUCCCUGGAUCUUUGAAUGCCGCGGUCCUGAGCGGCGCGCAAGGAUUCACUGGGGACCAAGAGGUUGCGAGAACGCAGACGGACGUGCAGUCACUGCUCGUCCUCAGUCUGAGUUCUCGCGAUCUCUUGGACUUCGACAUCGCGGGAUUUGGUUUGGAGGCAGAGAAUGAAGGGGCAGAAUAAAAUAAAGACAUUGUAUUCAAUCCCUCCCCUUGUUAUACAUCAUCCUGUUCCUUCUCUACUGUUACACACAGCUUUACCUCUUGCCACAUCAUACACAUUUUUUAACUCUCUUGUCAUCUCUCCUCCUCGUUAUUCACCAUCCUGCCCACCUCCCUGCCAUCUCUCACCCCCCAGAAUAAAAGAGAAGGGAAAGAAUGAAUGGACAGAAUAAAAAAGAGAAGGGAAAGAAAAAAUGGACAGAAUAAAAGAGAUAAGGGAAAGAAUGAAUGGACAGAAUAAAAGAGAGAAGGGACAGAAUAAAAGAGAGAAGGGACAGAAUAAAAGAGAGAAGGGACAGAAUGAAUGGACAGACUAAAGAGAUGAAAUGAAAAGUAUGCCGCUUGCAAUAAAUUGUGCACAAAAUAGUUAAUUUGCAUUUCAUUUUAAUGGUUCAAAGAAUGUCAGGAAAAUGGUCUGCCCUCACGCAUGUUCACUUCAUCAAAUCUGGCCCUAUUUGAAAAAAAGUUUGGACACCCCUGUUUUAAUAUGUCACAAUGGUGAGUCCUGUAUCACAUUGUGGAAGAAUGAGUUAUACAAUGUAGCAAGUUUGCGGUGCAGGUGCAUACACUACAAACCUAUACUCAAUGACUGGCAUUAGGAUUUGAAUUUGUACAAUAUGUUUCUUUACUGUGGGGUUUAGGCAGUAUUUAUUUCUAUCCAGGGCAGCUAGGUUUUGAUAUAGUUUUGAUGAGUUUUUCAAUGUGGAGGACAAAUGAUAGAUUGGGGUCUAGCAUCAUAUCUAAGUAUUUGAAAGAAUGGACUGCGGUCAGUGUGUUAUUUGAUUUUGUUCUGAUGCAUUGAUGGGAAUUUUUUUUUGUAAUUUAAUUUAAGUACUGUUCCAAAGAUCAUUGGGACAGUUUUGUAAGUGUUUAGGAAAAGCUUGUGUUUUGUGAAACACUUUCCUACCUCUGUGAACUGGUCUUGGCGCACAGCCUCCAAUUUAUUUCUGCUUUUUUUUUAAUAAAAUUUUUUUUUAUAUUGAGCACGUUUAGGACUGGGUAGAUAUAUUCCUUUGUUCUAGUGCCAAUGCCCACAUAUUAUUGCUUGUUUGGACAUUUUACUUGUUGUAGUGUUUAUAGUGCCAAGGCCCCACUGUUGCCAUCCAGCGGUAAGUUGUCAAGCUGCUUACGAAGAGUUUUAACUGUUCCCUAGCUUUGUUGGCACCCAUGGUUUUCAAUCUGCAUUGAUAUGCUAAUGCAGCUUUGGCAUUACCAAAUUUGGAUAUUAUUUAGUGGCUGAACAAAAGCAUGAACUUACGAUUUAGCAUAUCAGUAUAGUGCGAAAGGACUAUGGGUAUCCGGCAUAACCAGAUAAGUGUCAAGUCAUUGGUACUUAAAGUAUCUCUUUACUAGAGAUAAAAUGCUGUUGAGAUUUUUUUUUUAAUUACACUACAAAUUGUGGAACAUUGGGUAUUCUAAACUGUAGGUCAAAGUAGCUGAUUAGGACAUUUUCUAACUCAUUUUGACAUAAAAAAAGUUGAGCACAUUUAUGUGCAUGCAGGGAAUUGCUAUUAGUGUAAUUUAGUUUGGACUGGAGCCCUCAUUAGGGGUUGACAAGAACCUGGCUGUUAGGGUUUCACGGAGCUACUGAUUAGCACAGUUUGCAUCGUGCCUCUUUUCCACUUAUAUAGACAGGAUUGUUUAAUGCUAUGAUUUCAUCAGUGGUCUCUUGAGAUUGUUGAGGUUUGACAUUGAUCAAUUUUACUUUGUUUCUGCUAGAUAGGACUGACAUGUUUUAUCACUGCAGAGAUCUGCAAUAUCCCGCUUGAAUAGCCACCUGAUCGGCAAAGCGGUCAUUGGAGCUUCAUUUUGGCUGGCCUAUCUGCUUGUUAUUUUUGUAUUACCAGUGCGGUAUGAUGAUCUGCCACACUAUUAUAUAGUUAUUACUUUUCUCUACUUUGUCUUCUGGUUAAGGUGCCCUCGAAGGCACAGCAGGGCAAGACAGUAAUUUAUCACAGGCUCAAUUACAUCUCUGUUUUCCUUUCUCUGUAGGAAUACUUCCUUAUAUGGUACUUUUUUUCUUCUCACAUUAAUAAGUUAUAUAGUACGGUAGGGUCGAAACAUUGCUCCUUUUUCCCCAAUAAAGCUGAUAUUUUUGUUCAGUGCCUGAACUGUUAUUUAUUCUGCCUAUCUUGGAAGGGAGGCUUGGCCAGCCCGCUUUGGAGCAUCUGGGUUAUUUGGUGAGUGUGGUAUCCAGUAUGUCUCUAUUAAAAUAAGUAUGUCUGAUGCUAUCUUUCCUUACUAUCCAAGACAAAAGGAGAGACUACUUGGGGGAAUUCACAAAACUCAGAAUUUUUUCAAAAUAAAUCCAAAUGGCAAAACUAAACCAAAAAUACACAUUAACGUUAGCAAAGUUAGAGAAUAUAUAUCCAGAUCAGCUUUUUUUGCCUCUAUUGUUUUCCAUUCAGUUUUAAUAUGUGAGUUUAGCAAACAGCCCAGUCAAUGUCAGGGCUCGGAGCAGUGGCACUAACCUUUGUAAUUUAUAUUAUUUUAAUUUUUUUGUCAGGACAAGUAGAUUAUCAUGACGGACAAGUAGAUUGGGCUGCUGUUUUUUGUUUUGUUUUGUUUUUUACUCUUCUUCCCUGAUUUUUAUUAAACUUUACUGCCAGAUAAUGUAGGAUAGGUUUUAAAGUCCCGCAGCAAGUUAGAAGGUGCAUGAAUCCCACAGCCAUUUAUUUUGAAGGUGGAGUCCCUCCUUUUAUCAAGUAGUCCCUAUCUUUAUAUUGCAUUGGAAUUUCAAUUAAAUUUCAACGCAAUCAGCAUUGAUAUUCCUUAAAGAUGUUAUCUUGAUGAAAUACUUACCAGUGACUGAACCUCUAACUUUUUUUUUUUUAACCAACGAUGUUUGUCUGCAAACAGUACCACCAUGGUUUAUCCAGCGCUGUGCUAAUUUAGCACUAGUGGUGAAUAAUGACCAUGGUUAGUGCUAGUGAAUAACAUUCCAUUUUUCUUCUAGUUUACGAGCGUAACUGACAUUGUGAAUUAUGUUGCUUUUAACUCCAACUGGUACAUCAACAUUUUUUUUUUCCAUAAAUGGGUUUUGUGUGUAACUUCCCUUAUAUACUCAAUAGAUUCAUUCAUUUUUGAUGGUGAGAGAGCCUAUAGAAGUUAGAAGAGACAUGCAAAUAAGUACUUGUACCGACAUUGACAUCAUUGAGCAGAGAGGUUAUGUAAUUUAAGGAAUGCAAGUCUUUUCUAUUAAUCCCUCCUUUUUAUCCCGAAUACAGUGUGGAGUGCUUCUAUCCGCUAGAACUGAACUCGUUGGAGGAGUUUAGUAGACAAGCACCGUUAUUUUUACUACAUGUUUAAGUUAAUUACUCUCAACUAGCCUGCCUGAUGAGCUGUAAACUGCACAGUCAUUAAACACUGUCUGUUUAUCUUAGAUUAACUUUAAAGUAAAUGUGUGUGUGUAUAGACAACAGUGCUGCCAUAAUAACUUUUAUUAGGUUGACAGUAUUUUACAGUGACAGUCGUGAAAAUAGAUAUGUGCAUGUAUGUAUAUGUAUUUUUAUUUAUCACUGGCAUUUAUAAAGUGCCAACAUAUUCUGCUUUGUGUGUAUGUGUAUUUUAUAACAAAGGCUGCAGACUUUAAAGGGAGUUGACUCAUUCUACAUUAUAUGUAUGCAGGAAACAAAAAAGGUUGAGAGAUCAGUCUUUGCAGAUACUGCAGUCACCAAACCAGGAAGUACCUCAGUCAAUCAUGCUUUCUUAACUCUGUAGCAUUGCUGAGGUUAUCUAAUAUAUUAUUAUUAGUAUUUAUAUAGCGCCAUCUUAUUCUACAGCACUUUACAAUGAGAGGAGAAUUUACUAAAUGAGACAAUAACAAAAUGUAACAGGAACAAUAGAUAGUUGAGGACCCUGCUCAAACAAGUCUAGAGGAGGUGGGGUAUAAAAACACAAUAGGAAGGGUAUUGAGGCAAACAGCAAAUAUUUAUAGUGCUUUAUGGGCACAGCAAGGGCAUUUAGUAAUUUCAGUUCAAUUAUCAGAUUUCUACUGUGUAAAGUUAAAGGGACACGCUAAGCACCAGAACCACUACAGCCUAAUGUAACAGUCUUGAUGCAAAGAUCCUUUCCCCAUGUAAGCAAUGUGUUUUCUGUGAUAUCUAAAGAUGACUUCUAGUUAUUUUACCUAAAACUCUCCCACAUGAUUUCCUCCAUCUUCUUUCUUCAGCUCUGGCGCUGAAUCUGCCAAGAGCUCACAUCAUUCACGCACAAGAUUAUAGCACAGACGUUUCUGGAGGAUCUUGUUGGACUGCAGGAUCCACCAUAGACUAAGCCUGUCGAUCUGCAGUUUUCCACAGUUGUUGCCAUCUAAUUAAGAAAUGUUGACCAAAGAAGCUCUGCCUUUUGUCAACUUUUGUCACUUUCAGGCUUGACUAUAAUACAAAGGACUUUCUCUGAUAACCUACGAUUGCGCUGAAAUUACGUGUAAUUCUAAUGCAGUCAUGCAUAUGAGUAUUUUACAAAUAUAUCUUUAAAAAUAUUCAAAUUAUAUUUCAGUGACAUAGCUGCUUUUAUUUUAUUUUUCACAUAAAUAUGCGUUUGCUUUAUAAUUUAGAAAUAUUAACAUUAAUGUAAGAAUUUACAGAACUUUUAAAUAUGCUAGCAAUUUUAGACGGUGCUGACCUUACAGGUGCGUGCGUGCGUGUGUGUGCCACAUUGCAGAUUGUGCAGUAGUGAGUUUAGAAGCUGAAGAGCCAUGCUUAAAGACAAUCUUCGCAAUCAUUAGCUUAGCAGUGAUGCAUUGCACCAUUGUUAUGGAGUUAUUGGGGAUAUCAGAGGAUAUUGGCUCUUUAAGCCCUGUCUGACACAGUUCAAAUGUUUCUGACCUUCCCCACUGUGCCAUUUUAAAGGCCCCACAAACUGCAAGGGAGUAGAAACGCAGAGAAAUGAGUCAUACCGAGCUCUUUGAGCUCUUUUCUCAGACUUCCUCCUCUUCACAGAUAAGAAUGAUCACAUUGCUAAGGGAGGUGAAGUAGUGUGAUGGGUGUUCAGUUAAUGUGUAUUUGUUUACCGUAUUUAUCGGCGUAUAACACGCACCUCAUUUUAAGAAAGACAUUUCAGGAAAAAAAAACUUAAAUUUCAAAUUUCUUACUCCCCUCUUCUUACCCCCCUUUCUUACUCCCCCCCUCUUACCCCCUCCCCCUUUUCCUUCUUACCCCUUCUUACUCCUACCCCCUUUCUUACUCCCCCCUCCCCUAACUCCCUCCCUCUUCUUACCACCCUUUCUUACUUCCCCCCUCUUCUUACCUCUAUUUACCCCUUCUACCCUCCCCUCUUCUUACUCCCCCUCUUAGUGCUAGUGAAUAACAUUCCAUUUUAUUCUAGUUUACGACGUAACUGACAUUGUGAAUUAUGUUGCUUUUAACUCGUGGCCGAGCUGCUCUGCUGUCUGCGGUGGCCGGCUGGAGUGAUAGGAAGGUGCACGCUCAGUGUGCACCUUCCUGUCAGUCCGACCGGGUACAGGAAACAGAAACUCGCACGGAACAGGAGUUUCUGUUUCCUGUACCCGGUCGGACUGACAGGAAGGUGCACACUGAGCGUGCACCUUCCUAUCACUCCGGCCGGCCACCGCGGACAGCAGAGCAGCUCGGCCACGCUACAGGGGAGGGGAGGUGAGAACCAACGGCAGCCGCCUGACCGCUCUUGACAGAGCGCUCAGGCGGCUGCAGCAUUUAAAGGGCCGGCGUAUAACACGCACCCAUAAUUUUCCCCCUAUUUUCAUGGAGAAAAACUGCGUGUUAUACGCCGAUAAAUACGGUAAUUAUUUUUGAGCAUUCAUUCACCCGUCUUUGAUUAUUAUCAUUUUACAUUACAUUACAUUAAAUUGGGUUGUGGCACUGAAGAGUAUCACUCAUAGGUUUCCCACAAGGUCCCUUUGCCUAAAUUGGCCAUGGUUUUAGGAACCCAUUCUUAAGCAUCUUUUUAUAAAAUAUGUAUGAUUAACAAUAUUAAAAUAGCAUUUAGAAAGACACUUUCAUUAUACCUUUUCAUUUUUUUCAUUGCUCCAGGAAAAUAAAGGAUGCUACCUUAAACAACUCCUGUAAGCACUAGCCUUAAAGACACACUCUUAGUACCAAAACCGCUAGAUCUUAAUUUUGUUUUGGUGCUUUUAGACUCUUUUUCCAUUUCUCUUCCCUAAGCUUUCCAUUGUCAUCCAGUUCGAAGUCAUCACACACAGCAUGAUUAUUAUUUUAUUAUUUACAAAGCACCACCGUAGCGCUGUACAAUGGGCUGUAGCGCUAGAGUCCUCAAAUCAAAAGCUAGGCCAGUGCAGCACCUAAGAUCAGCUCUGAAGGAUCCCCAUAGAAAUGCAUUGAUUCAAUUCAUAUCUAUGAGGAGUUGCUGAAUAGUGCAGCGUUUUGCCACACUUGCACAAUAGCCUCCCAGUGCUUUCCUAUGGGAAAGUGUUGGAUUGGCUGAGAUCAUUAAGAUAGGUUUUUUUUUUUUUUUCAGCCAUAUAGUUAGGGCCAUCCGUGGCAAGACCGGCACAGUGUAGGAAAAAGGUUAGUACAAACAACUUUCCCAUGCGAUUGAAGGAGGGGUCGGUCACCUAAACACACACUGACUGACAGGCAUACAGACACACGUUCUCUUACACACUCACAAAUUAUUUGUUUUAAAACAAUUUAUGUUGAUCCAGCCUUUCUACUUUUGCUGUCAUCUUCCUGCUCUUCUUUCUCUGCUACCUCGGAUGCUGUUUACUGAUGCUGGUGCAGGAGGCAUCACAGCAGGGCACACACGGAGAGAGCAGGAAGAUCACAACUCCCUCAUCCAUCCACCUCGCAGGCCCCCAAGACGGCCAGGGAUAACAAACACUCAGGCAGCAGGACAAAAUUCCUGACCUGGUGAGCGUGUUUUAACCACAGCUGUUUUGUAGAAAUGGCAGUGCACCCUUAACCCCUUAAGGACACAUGACAUGUGUGACAUGUCAUGAUUCCCUUUUAUUCCAGAAGUUUGGUCCUUAAGGGGUUAAACACACACUUCCUGGCAGCCAUAAUGCCACUUGAGGCGCUUCCACUGCACUGACGGAAACCCGCUUACGUGACGCAUGAGGAAAGCAUUGAUUUGGCAGUAAAUCCUUGAGAAGAUGGGUUACUACCGCCUAGGAUGUCCUUUCCAAGUUGUGAAUAGCUCCAGAGUGAUUAUACCCUCCUGCACAGCAUACCGUUGUCUCACCCAAACACUAGUCGAAACUUAGUGAAAGGUGAAGAAGAACUGUUUUUUGUUAGGUCUAGGUACACCAAAUUUAUACCCAGACCCCCAGCAAAAGGUCUCCAUUCAAAGUAACACGAAUCCACCCAGGUGCUUCUGCGUCUAGGAGAUAAUUGUGUCAGCUCACUAAUUAUUUCCCGUCCCGGACACAGAAAGCUAAAUUCUUAAAAACCCUGAAAACAAAUACAGUACAAUAAAGGAUCCCCAUAUGUCAUACAUCUCCUGAAAGGUCUCUCUGAAGCGCCCGAUCUGUCCUAAAAGCGCCAUGAUCGGAUAGGUUUAGCCCGAAUUAAACAGAAGUCCAAGGUUCAGCAGGAUGGGGCUAGCCUCCGAUCUGGCACAGGACUCCAUAAUGCUGGGUAGAGAUCUCCGGUCACCUAAAACCAUAGCGCUUUCCAUGGGUAUAUAGAGCACCCCCGACGUUCUUGGUGUCAUUGGAUGCCUCAUCACCUCCUUUAUCAACUCUCCGAAAAGCUCCCUGUUUGCUAGUUCAGGGACUGAGAGCGCUUUGAUCAAAAGUUCAAAGCUGCUCCCGGUCAGGCAUACCAUGUCUUCCUGGCCGGUAGCGGCUGCUUCAGGGGCUGCGAACAAGUCUGGUUGCCUCGGGAGACAUGAUGGAGGGUCAAUUUCUAGUGAAAAUAGUCAAAUUUGGAAAGGGUGAGGGUUGGGGAGACCAGUACCUGGAUAAGGUGACCUAAAGGUCUGUCACAAUUGAAUUCAGUGCUUUCCAAUAAGAAGCAUUUUAUGCAUGUGCAGUGCACACCUUUAAGAGGUCAGGAAACUAUGGGAAAGCAUUUUGCAUUUCCUUUGAUUGACUGCGUUCUAAUGAAGUUCUUUAGGUGACAGAUGAAGAUAGGAAUGAGAACAGAGGACACACAAAGUUUGUUGACAGAGUAGAAGAACUGAGAUGGGUUUGAAUAUUAAUUACAGGUAGUAUUGACUUUCAUAAAACCUGUAUUUUGGGCUAGUGAUUAGAAAGAAUUUUAAGUAUGUUCCAGUAUUUUAAUUUAUUUCUUAAAGGAACACUAUGAACACCAGAAUACAGCUUGAGCUAUGAAAGCGAGGGAACUGGGAGGGCAAAUGUAAUGAGAGCACCCAGAAAGUUAGUAGGCUAUCCUAAAGACAUGUGUUUUCAUCGGCUUCUUAAAGGUUGGGAAGCUAAGGGAGUCUCUGGCAUGAGGUAGAGAAUUCCAUAGGAAUGGGGCAGCCCUUGAAAAAUCCUGCAGAUAAGAGUUAGCAGAGCGGGAACAAGCAGAUUAAUAUAAUUAUUAUUAUUGGUAUUUAUAUAGCGCCAACUUAUUCCGCCGCGAUUUACAAUAUUAUGAAAGGGGGGAAAUUAACAAAUAAAUUAACAAUAAAUAAAACAAUUAUAAGCACUAGGGGGCAUUUUUUUAACAGUGAGCAGCCACUGGCUGCUUACUGUUUAGUAAAAAUGACGCUACCUGCGGCAUAGCAUUUAGGUGCAUUUGGGAGAGUUUAAUCUCCCUUAUGUUAUUAUAGGGGUCAUAUUGACCCCCAUAGAGUGAGGGAGGACAUGGGGGGGGCUUUUUACAUAUUACAAGGAGGGAGCUGUGCGCCGGUAAUUCCCUCCUUGUAAAAUCAAAUGAACGAACAAAGAGGUCUUCGUUCAUUUGUUUGAAAUCUCUUUUCAUUUAUUCGUCUUUCUGACGCAUGAAUGAAUAAAUAGAUGAAAUUCUCGUUCGCACGUGCAUGCAUUUCACAGUGCUAUCUAGUGUGGGCAGAUGACGUGUCCCACAGACUAUGGGGCAUUUGGGGUAGACUAGGUGGACAAUUAGAUGUAGUAGAGUCAGGAGGGGGGUUAAAAAAACAAACUUGAUUUGGCCAUGAAAGUGCUGCUUUAAAGGGCUUUCCUAAGCUCUAUAAUCACUACAGCUCAACUAUCUGACCCUGUUUAUGUCAAACAGUUUUUAUAGAGUUAUGUACCGUUGCAUACAAUCCUGACUUCUGCUGCUCUGAUAAUGUGAAAGUAGACUUUCCUUUAGUUUGUCCAAUUUUGAACAGCAAUGGUAGACCGAGAAAGCUGGGGACAAGAAUACUGCACAGUGUCCUCUUUUUACAUCUAAUGCCAUAUCUGAAACAAGGACAAAGAACAAGUAGUGUAUUUACAGGUCAUGGUGGUAGAGAAGAAGACCAGCUCCUUGGAGACUAGCCAUAAGGCUAUUGCUCAGAAAAUAACUUUUUCAGACUCCAUUACAGACACUUUCCCAUAUAGCAAAGACAUAGGAGAAAAUCUAUUUUGAAGGUGGUUCAAGAAACGUUCCUGCCCUUCUCAACUUUCCAACUUCUCUCCCGAUGGAUUUAUCUUUUCUUUCGAAGGUCACAAGGCAAUGGCAACCACAGUUUCUAGGGGCAGAAUAGCUGUAAAUAAAAAUGUCAGUUGUGAAGGAAUUGCUUGUGGCUUUGGGGUAGUAACUUGCUUACAGUAUAAUACAGGAUCAGUAGCUUUAUGUAUUUUCUGUGCUUCUGCGUCAUGCAGAUUUGCAGCAGUCACGUCAACCUUGAGGGUUUGAAGAGUGAGUUAUCUGAGGGAGGGCAUUGGGCUCCUUCGUAGUCCAGCUACCAUAACUUUUCCAUAUGAUUCCUCACCUUCCCUCACAGGAUUAGAUCUUCCAUAACAAUCACCUGCCUCUAAAUCAUUGAGGGGCAAACUACUCAAUAUCCCUAGAGUCAACAGCAAGCUGAAGACCAUUGCUUACCAUAAAUUUACCAUUUACUCACUCUUUCUUAUAAGUGUAUUACCUGCAGUGUAAUUUAUGUGUACUCAUUCUGAGACAGUUUUGGUCACUCAGUCAGUAGGAAUCUGUUUCCAAAGACCUGCACUCCUUUUCAUUUUCUACAGUCCUUUGCUAAGCUCAGUCUAAGAAUGUUUUACUGCUUUUUGUGUUUAACGCUCCUUUUUAAAUAAUUUUUUUCAUAGUGUGAAUCUGUUUAGAUGAUGAUUAGCUUAGUUCAAUUUGCACUUCUUAUUCAAUUAAAAAACAAACUGCAAAACGUUAAAGAUGUGUGUAUACAAAGUCCACAUUUUAAAAGGUGUUGAUAUGACUAUUGGUUCUUUAUUUUAUUGUUUUUUCACCAGUUACCUGCACACACAACUAUAUACAACGCAGAGCAAGUUUUUAAAAUUAAUAGUGCAACAUUACCCAUUGCAUUAUAUAAUUAAAACUAUUGUUUUUGCAUUUGUUGUUUUAUACAAAAUAGCGAUAAUGGUUCAUUUUUCUCUUGCAUCGGCAAGAGCUUGAUUGCUGCAGUAUUCAUUUCCUUUAUAUAAGUAAGGGAAUGUAAGCUUUCCUAAAAUUAUACUCUUAUUUUUUUUAUUUUUUUUAUAACACAUUCAUCAUCGUGUCUGUGCUUGACUGCCUCUGUUUAAGCUGGAGCAAUUUUGCCUCAAGUCCUAAAUAGAACAAAACUCUUUGUCUGUGAGGCAACAAUUAAAAUGAGAUUAUAAGGCAGGUGAACAUUUAAUAAAAGGUACUUCAAUUAAGAUGUAAAUUAUGAUUGCCUUUACUGGUAAGUAGAGCAAACUUUUGUGAUGAAGAAAACCUUUCCUGCAUAGUUCUCUCAUUCUGUAAACUGACAAAUAUAGACCGUUGAGGUGACUGGUUUGUGGUAUAUCUGCAUAGCCAUUUCAAGUAUUCCUGUCUAUUCUACCAAGUCACCCAAUUUUUAUACUUUUCUUUUACUAUUCGUUAUUCCUUGGUAUUAGCGUCAGCCCUGUCAUUAUUAAACUUUGUAUUUUUGCAUAAUUUCGUGUUUUGUGUGUUACUAAAGGUAGGAGGAUGUACUUGGGGUGUUAGACAUUAUAGAGGUAAAUUAAUGUAAGUACUGUUACUAAUACUGAAUGUAUAAUAUUUACAGUAAGUACAAUUUCAGAUUUUCUUAUUUUUUUGUUUAGUAUAAAAGAAUGCCCAAACUGUAUAUAAUAACUUGUAUUAUUAAUGAGAACCAAACAAAAUAUUUAAACACUGUAACAAAUCAAGUACUGUGAAAAACACUAAAUGUUAAUCUUUUUAGAAAGUUAUCUAAAUUAUGCCGCAAUGAUUUAAUUACUUGUAUUUUGCUUUCUAUUAGUUGGGGUCAUUUUAGCCAGUAGGAAACACUAGCUCUUAACUGUAUUAAGAAGCCUUUUUUUAAGGAAUUUGAAGAUACUGUUUGUUAUUAGGUUUUCAUUCAGAAUAUCUUCUACAGUUAUUUGGAGACACUGUUCUCAUUUAUAUAACUAUCAAAAAAAUAAAUAUAUAUAAUGAUAUAUGACCUCAAAUACAGUAUGGUGAUAUACAGUUUUAGAAGUGUUUUAAGUGCAAUGCUUUUGGAACUUGGCUUUGUUUUUACUGCCUUCAUAUGUUGUGGAACAUGUUAAACAGAAUUUGUAUUGUGGUAAAAAUAUCCCUAUUGUUUAACAUGCCUACUUUUCUUCUAUUUUCUUUUCUUUUGUGUAUCUUUAUUAGUUAAAGGAACACUAUAUAGCGUUAGGAAUAUGGACUUGUAUUCAAAUGCAUAAGAUUCCCAUACUUAUGUUAGUUCCACCCACCCCUCUGCAGGAGUUUAAAAGGAAAGUUUUACUUGCCUUACAUCCCGCAGCGUGCUGGUCUCUGUGCUGACUCUCUGCAUCCCUGGCUGAGAUCAUUGAGUCUCAACGAUCUCAGCCAAUCCAUUGCUUUCCCAUAUGGAAGCCUUGGUAGGCUACUGUGCAUGCACAAGAAAACUUUGCGCUGAGCCAGUUAAAUGCUGGCAUUGAGAGUCAUUUCAGCUAUUUAUAUAUCAGUUAAACUCUCUUAUAGCUCCAGAAGCCCCUCAAAUGCGCUUCCUAACAGCCACUAGAGGUGUAAAAACUGAAAGUAUCUCACCUCACUGACAAUAUCCUCAUCAGUCUCCAUGUAUUAUGUACAUUCUUUCCCAUUCUAAGCAUUGGAUAAUUUGGAUCUCGCCCACUUGGCCUGUUCCCAUUAAGCGUUUUCCUUUGCUUGUAAUGGACGCCAUCCUGUUCUUAUUCAGGCCUCCUAAGCCUUUAUCUUAUAUCCAGUGCCGUGUUAUCUAUAUCUCUUUAGUUUCCUUAACACCCUAGUGUAUAAUUUUGUGUAGUGCAGUUUCACUGUCGUGUUCUCAAGCCCCAGGGGUUUAACAGUGAGUCAUGUUUCAAUGUUUUUUCACUCUAACUUGUUAUGCACCAUUACUAUUUAGUUCCCUUCCACAUGCCUAGCUAGAAACAUAGAAACAUAGAAUGUGACGGCAGAUAAGAACAAUUCGGCCCAUCUAGUCUGCCCAAUUUUCUAAAUAAUUUUAUUAGUCCCUGGCCUUAUGCCAUCCCACGCAUGCUUAAACUCCUUUACUGUGUUAACCUCUACCACUUCAGCUGGAAGGCUAUUGCAUGCAUCCACUACCCUCUCAGUAAAGUAAUACUUCCGGAUAUUAUUUUUAAACCUUUGCCCCUCUAAUUUAAGACUUUUUAUGUCCUCUUGUUGUUCCACCUAUACAAAUGGAAGACUAGCUGAUGACUUAAAGGACCACUCUAGGCACCCAGACCACUUCAGCUUAAUGAAGUGGUCUGGGUGCCAGGUCCAGCUAGGGUUAACCCAUUUUUUCAUAAACAUAGCAGUUUCAGAGAAACUGCUAUGUUUGUGAAUGGGUUAAGCCUUCCCCUAUUUCCUCUAGUGGCUGUCUCAUUGACAGCCACUAGAGGCGCUUGCGUGCUUCUCACUGUGAUUUUCACAGUGAGAGCACGCAAGCGUCCAUAGAAAAGCAUUAUGAAUGCUUUCCUAUAUGACCGGCUGAAUGCGCGCGCAGCUCUUGCUGCGCGUGCGCAUUCAGCCACAUGGGAGGAGAAGAGGAGGAUCGGAGGAGGAGAGCUCCCCGCCCAGCGCUGGAAAAAGGUAAAUUUUAACCCCUUUCCAGAGCCGGGCAGGAGGGGGACCUCAGGGCACUAUAGUGCCAGGAAAACGAGUAUGUUUUCCUGGCACUAUAGUGGUCCUUUAAAGGUAGACAGACAAUGUAAUAGAGCAGCUGGAAAUUCUAGCAGAAUGCUUGGUUGUAAAGGGAGAGGUAUUAGCAGUAGAAAGAGGAAAGUGUUCAUGCCAUUGUACAGAACACUGGUGAGACCUCACUUGGAGUAUUGCAUGCAUUACUGGAGACCGUAUCUCCAGAAGGAUAUUGAUACUUUAGAGAGAGUUCAGAGAAGGGCUACUUAACUUGUUCAUGUAUUGCAGGAUAAAACUUACAAGGAUAGGUUAAAGGAAUUUAACAUGUAUAGCUUGGAGGAAAGACGAGACAGGGAAACAUUUAAAUACAUAAAGGGAAUCAACAGAGUAAAGGAGGAGACUAUAUUUAAAAAGAAGAUUUUUAAUUUAAGUAGUCAAACUAUUUCCUGACACCGUACCACUACAAUAUGCUGUGGUGUUAAUGGUGCUUUAAGUGCUAGAACAUCUCAUGACAUACUAAUAAUAGGAGGCAUUAAAACUGUUAGUAUGGAAUCGAACAGCAUUUCAUGUUGGUGCAACAGGGGAACGCAGCUAUAAAUCCUGAAGACUGGGGUCAUAUUUUGUGGCCCAAACUUAGAGAUGAGUUGUAUGCUGCUCUCAAAGUAAGUGCUGCAUACAGCCUUUUAAAUACAUUUAAAUUACUAGGGCUGAAUAAACGCAAUCUGCCAUGUCGAUGCUCAAGACAGACUAAGGUUCAGCAUGGAGGAACUCACUGUCAUGCUGCAAUUGUAGAGUACAGAGUGCUCUGUACUGUGUGAGCUCCAACUUUGGUAAAAGGGUUAGUGUUAACUACCAAUAAUUAAUUUAGGUACUUUGUGGCAUUUAACAAUCACGACUGAAACAUGAAUCUAUUUUGAGUUCUAUUUCUUUAGUUCAGUGCUUGACUAAUUUGUUUGGAAUCUAGGAGCCAGCUGAAAAAGUUAGGAGCCAGUUUUUUUGUUGUUGUUUUUUUUAGGGAAACUAGAGUAACCAGAACCACUACAGAUUUAUUUAGCUGUUCUGGUGUCUAUAGCCUGUCCCUAUAGCCUUUUAAAUGUAAACGCUGCAUUUUUAGAGAAAAGUUUACAUUGGUGCCUACUAAGACCUCUAGUAACAGUCACUCAGACGGCCACUAGAGAGUCCUGUGUCAGUGCUCUGCAUGGAGAUGCUGAUUAUUACCCAUAGACAAAAUGCACAAUAUCCUCCCAAUGCUUUCCUAUGGGAGAGCAAUGGCUUAGCUGAGAUCAUAAAGAUUGAUGAUCUCAGCUAUGGAGGCGGCACAAGCCACGGCAAAACCAGCACGGCGUGGGAAAAAAGGUGAGUAAAAACAUCAAUCAUGUGAUCGAAGGGGGCAGGUACCUAAACAGACACACACUCUCUGUCAUACACACACUAACAGAAACAUUCACACACUCACAAAUUUACAUUUUUAAUUUUAAUCCACCAAGCCUCCCUAUCUUUGGGAGAGCUGAGUGGACUUUCCCUGGGAUCCACUGGGGAUGAUAUCUCUUCCUGUGUGAGAGGGAGCAGUAAUCUACCUGCAGCUCCUGUCUGCUCCCUGUAGUGAUGGCGGGGCCGGAAUGAUGUCAUAUUCUGGCUCCCGGCGUCAUUAAAGAGCGAGAGAGAGAAGAUGCAGGAAGAUUGCUGCAUCAGGCGACCGCUUUGAUGCUCCCCUGGGUGGCCAGCCGGCUACAAUGCUCUCUGAGCCGGCUGCCACUAUACUUCUGCGGACGGCCAGCUCCAUUAUUUGCAAAGCUGGCCCCUUAGGUAAAAGGCUGACAAAUUCCAGGCGCCAGGGCAAAAUUUCCGUCGAGCCGUGCUUUAAUUUGUAAAAUAUAUUAUUAAGGAAAAUAGUUUCUUUCUUUUAUUCACUUAAUGAUGUGUUAUGUAUACAUAUAGGAUAUUAAAGGGACACCAUAGUCACCAAAAUAACUUUAGCUUAAUGAAGCAGUUUAAGUGUAUAAAUCAUGCCCCUGCCGUCUCACUGCUAAAUUCUCUGCUAUUCAGGGAUUAAAUCACUUUGUUUAUGCAGCUCUAGACACACCUCCUUGCAUGUGACUUACACAGCAUUCCUAAACACUACCUGUAAAGAGUCAUCUAAUGUUUGCACUACUUUUAUGGCAACUUCUAUUUAAUUCAGAAUUUCUUACCUCCUGCUCUGUGAAUAGCUUGCUAGACCCUGCAGGAUUCUCCUGUGUGUGAUUAAAGUUCAAUUUACAGAGCGAGCGGGAGAUAUAAAAAGUAAAGUAAACAUCUGAUUUAAAGUAAAACCACUUUUUUUCCAUGCAGGCUGUGUGAGUCACAGCCAGCAGCCACGGUAGUUGUGGUUAGGGUUGCAUAAACAGAAACAAAGUGAUUUAACUCCUAAAUGGCAGAGAAUUGAACUACUUCAUUAAGCUAAAGUUGUUUUAAUGUCUGUAGUGUCCCUUUAAAACAGUAAUUUCUGUCCUUUAAAAAAAAUAUGUAAGAUGUAUGGGUGCACUUAAAGGGAAAACUUUAAAUUAUGGUGAAACAAACACACAUUUUUCUCUAUUGUUUUGGUUCAGAAGUUGGCCAAUUGUCCUUAAGGGCGUAAUAUAACGAACAUACAUUACUUUUUUUAAAUAUUGUUAUUACUACCGCUACUUCUAAAUGUAAACAAUUUUAUGUCUAUCCAGAAUUUGAAAAAAAUACGAGCUUAAAAGGAUCCUUUAGUGCCAGGAAAACAAAGCCGUUUUCCUGGCACUAUAGGGUUAAUAGGUCCACCCCUUCCGUGGGACGUAAGCUGGACCUAACAAACAUGCGUAGCAACGGCCACGUGUGCAUUAGACCUCCCCAUAGGAAAGCAUUAUCCAAUGCUUUCCUAUGGGGUAAAUCUGACUCUGGAGGUCCGUGAAGAUGUCCAGCGCCAGAUAAUGGACUAAAAGUCCGUUAGGAUUCUGAAAGCGCCCCCAGUGGCUGUCUGGCAGACAGUCACUGGGGGCAGACUUAGAUCUGCAAUAUAAACAUUGCAGUUCUCUGGAACUGCAAUGUUUAACCCCUUAAUGCCGUUACGGCGUUCUAUGCCGUCGCGGCUUUAAAGGGCUUUAAAGCCGUUGCGGCGGCAUAGAACGCUGUAACGGCUUAAGCCCCCAGGAGGUCCGGCAUACUCGCCUCCGCUGCGAUCCUCUUUGGGAGUGUUGCCUGACAGCCCAGGCAGCCCUCCCCCGGCAAAUUACAUAAAAGAUUACAUUAGUAUACACGUAGAAUGUAAAUACCUAUAAAUGCAUAUAUAUUAAAAUUCUACGUGUUUAUUUAAAUAAUCUUUUAACAUAAUUAUGUGAUUUUAUUAAUUAAAAUUUGGUUGACAUGCCUGACAACACAGGGAGAAAGUGCAGAGAAUUUAAUUCGCAAGCACCAUAUUUGACCCUGUAACUCUCCAAGACACCAUAAAACCUGUACAUGUGGGGUACUGUUCUACUCGGGAGACUUCGCUGAACUCAAAUAUUAGUGUUUCAAAACAGUAAAAUGUAUUACAACGAUGAUAUUUUAAGUAAAAGUUAAGUUUUUUGCAUUUUUUACAAACGAACGGCACUUUUAUGGACUAUAUUAUUUUUUGCGAUACUUUCUACUGUUUUGAAACACAAAUAUUUGUGUUCAGCGAAGUCUCCCGAGUACAACAGUACCCCUCAUGUACAGGUUUUAUGGUGUUUUCAAAAGUUACAGCGUCAAAUAUAAGGCUUGAGUUUCAUUUUUUUCACAUUAAAAUUCGCCAGAUUGGUUACGUUGUCUUUGAGACCCUAUGGUAGCCCAAGAAUGAAAAUUACCCCUAUGAUGGCGUACCAUUUGCAAUAGUAGACAACCCAAGGUAUUGCAAACGGGGUAUGUCCAGUCUUUUUUAGUAGCCACUUAGUCACAAACACUGGCCAAAAUUGGCGUUUUUUGCAUUUUUCACACACAAACAAAUACUAACGCUAACUUUGGCCAGUGUUUGUGACCAAAUAGCUACUAAAAAAGACUGGACAUACCCCAUUUGCAAUACCUUGGGUUGUCUACUAUUGCAAAUGGUAUGCCAUUAUGGGUGUAAAUUUCAUUCCCGGGCUACUAUACAGUCUCAAAGGCAACGUAACCAAUCUGGCGAAUUUCAAUUUCAAAUGUAACGUGCUAUAUUUGACCCUGUAACUUCCCAAAACGCCAUAAAACCUGUACAUAUGGGGUACUGUUUUACACGUGAGACUUUGCUGAAUACAAAUAUGUGUAUUUUAUUGCAGUAAAAGCAAACAGUAUUAUGACAUUGACAGUUAAAAUGUCAUGUAGAACUAAAAAAAAUCAAAAGAAAUCUUAUUUUCUCCCAUUUUUUUCAUAUUAAAUUAUGUUUCAUAGCUAAAUAUUUGAUAUUAAAUGAAAGCCCUGUUUCCCCUGAAUAAAAUAAUAUAUAUAAUAAGGGUGGGUGCAUUUAAUAUGAAAGAGGUGAAUUACGGUUGGACAGACAUGUAGCGCAAAUGCCAGGUUUUGUUUACAUUUUGUUUCGUUCACAACGUGUACAUUUGGCUCCGUCCUUAAGGGGUUAAAACACUAAUAUUUGUGUUUAGUGAAAUAUCCCGAGAAUAACAGUACCCCCCAUGUAAAGGUUUUAUGGUGUUUUGGAAAGUUAGAGAGUCACAUAUAAGGCUUGCAUUUUUUUGACAUUGAAAUUUGCCAGAUUGGUUAUGUUGCCUUUGAGAGCAUAUGGUAGCCCAGGAAUGAGAAUUACCCCCACGAUGGCAUACCAUUUGCAAAAGUAGACAACCCAAGGUAUUGCAAGUGGGGUGUGUCCAGUCUUUCUUAGUAGCCACUUAGUCACAAACACUGGCCAAAUAUUAGUUUUUUGCUUUUUUCACACAAAAACAAAUAUGAACGCUAACUUUGGCCAGUGUUUGUGACUAAGUGGCUACUAAAAAAGACUAAACAUACCCCAUUUGUAAUACCUUGGGUUGUUUACUUUUACAAAUGGUAUACUAUCAUGGGGGUGAUUUUUAUUCCUGGGCUACCAUAAGGUCUCAAAGGCAACAUAACCAGUCUGGCAAAUUUCAAUGUGUAUAAACUAAAAAAUGUAAUGUGCUAAAUUUAAUAUGAAAGAGGUGAAUUACGGUUAGACAGACAUAUAGCGCAAAUGCCAUAUUUUGUUUUGAUCACAACUUGUACAACUGGCUCAGUCCUUAAGGGGUUUAAAACAACAACAACAACAACAAAAAACCUUGAUGCGGCCAUGACAGCGCUGCUUUAAAACAGAGAAAACCCUAGAUUUAGCAAGACUAAGCAAGCCAGAUUCUCUAUCUGCAAAACAACAUAGUUUUUGUCAAAAUUGUGUCCAGGAAAAAUUCAUGGAUGUGUUGAUUGCAUCCCAGUGAAGUGAGUUUUCUGUCCAGAGCCUCUCUAUGUCACUGUUCAUUAAUCACAACAGGCAGGUCUCUUCCAGUUUGCAGACUAACAAAAUUUGAAUGUACUACAGAGAAUGCAGCUUGCAUGAUACAUAUACAAUUCUCACCUUUCAAAACAUGGCCACACGCGCAUUAGACCUCCCUAUAGGAGGUCUAACACUAUUAUUCAUCAUAAACCGCUGGUUUUGCAGACACCAAAUAUGAAUGUAAUUCCAUCCUGGCAUGUGUCUGCUCAUUAAAUAGGAAGUAAGCCCAAAAAGAAACUGCGGAUCAGGCUUACAAAUUUGUACUUGCCCUGUUGCAAGUGAUGACCAUUUGAGGCACUUAAUUCUUUAAAAAUUUUUUUUUUUUUUUUAUAUCUCUCCCCUAAUUACCUUACAGGUUUUGCCCCCUAUUUACCUGACGGUUUUGUUUCACACUCCCUUUUUUUUCCUAUCUUGUCUUUUCCUGUCUGCAUUUUUCAUUAGUGCUCCAACCUGUUUUUCUUAUGUUCGUAAAUCUUAGCUAUUGUAUUUUAUAUUCUCCUCCCAGUUAAGGUAUGAGCAUUUCUACUAAUGGAGCAGUCUCCCCUUCCUUCUAAACCAUCAAUUGUCAAAAUCUUGUAUGUAUAGUUGAUUGUGGUACAUGAUAACGUUUUCCUUUUUAUCCCAGGUUUAGUUCAGCGUUGCGUGAUAAUCCAAAGAGACGAGAAUGGCUUUGGUUUGACGGUCAGUGGCGAUAACCCUGUCUUUGUUCAGUCUGUUAAAGAAGGUAAACCCCAGCUAUUUUGAAAUUGUAAAUACUACAAUGCAAGUUAAAUGCAUAUUUUCUUUAUAAAGAUGUGCUUUAUAGAUCAUAUUAGUGUGUAGUGGGCUUGGUAAAUAUCAUUAACGUCAAGGAGUAAAUAGUGUGUGAGGCACUUCUAAACAAAUUCAAAAUUUUAGUGCUAGAAGAUGGGAUACCUGUUCAACUGGUCCACGAUAAUAAGCAAACAAAAAAUAAAGGUCAGAAAAAGAAACAAGACUUCAGGGAUAGAAGAAUCUAGCACUGGAGUCAGAUAGCACGGUGUGUGUAAUUAUGGCUUAAAGGACUACUAUAGGCACCCAGACCACUUCAGCUCAAUGAAGUGGUCUGGGUGCCAGGUCCAUCUAGGGUUAACUCUGCCUGCUAUAAACAGCAGUUUCACUUUAGGGUUAAUCCAGCCUCUAGUGGCUGUCUCACUUCCCGAUAAAAAGAAACUGGGGAUACCAGAUCUCAAAGAUUUACCCACACUACAAAUUGAAAUACAUUUCUAUUGGUAUAAAAACUUAUGUCUAAUCUUUAUUGAUAAUUUUAACGUCACAUAUAAAGCAUAAAGUGGUAAGUGGUGUAACAAACGUGAUUGUUGAUUGUGAAAAAGUUAAAAUAAAAAGGGAGUGCUAUAUAGCCUGCCAAAUUUGACCUUGCAAUAUAAAACCCCCAUAGGUAGAUACAAUGGUAAUCCUACUGUGCUAUGGUGAGGAAGCUGUCUGACACUUUCCAAACAGAGGCAGUGCAAGAGAGGAGGUUGCUGCCUACAAAAGCAGGCUAUUUAGUGGCGCUGGAUAAGUUGAGCAGAAGAAAAUUAUGCUCUAAACAUGAAGGUGCUAUAUCUCUGCCAAUUCAACACUCCUUGGCCAUGUCCUUCCUGUUGGUCUCCCCACAGCAGUAGCCCUACAGGUUGAUCUUUCCACAGCUACAUCUUUACAAUUUGAGCUUAACCCUAACCAGUUGAGAUUACAAGAGCAUUACAUCCAUUCAUCUUCCCAUAUCUGUAACCAUCCUACUCAUCUCCAUAUGGCAGUAUCCUGACAGUUGAUCUCUACACAGAUCACCUUCCUAAAAACCAAUCUCGCCCUCCCUUUCUUGUCACUCAGUCCCCCACUUUUUCCCUCCCCAUCUCUCUCCUUCCUUCUACCUUAAAUCCUGGACUGUUGCUUAUCCUUGAGGACUGUUCUGCUAUAUAGAUGUGUUACAGUGCAUUACUUAUUUAACAAUGGCAGCUUCAUCAAACCCUGCUGUCAUUAAUUCAGUCAUCAUUCUAUUAUUCUAUAAUAAUGAACAUAUUGUUAUGACGCUAAAGCCCAUCUCAGUGAAAGCUUAAGCAGUGCUGCAGAGCCUCAAAUUCCACAAAAAAUGAAUUGCUUGGUACAGAUCACAAACUGACAACAGUUUAGUUGAUGGGGAAAAAAAUACAAAUUAUGCAAUAUGUAUUUUGGGAUUAUAAUAGUUGCUGUUACAUGUUUACACUUUAGAUGGAGCUGCCAUGCGAGCUGGAGUUCAGACUGGAGACAGAAUCAUUAAGGUAAAGUACAUACCCCACUAUUGUAAUAUGUAUGUUAUUUGUAAAGUAAUACACAAAGAAUGGCAUUUUGUUCUUCAUUGUUCUAUACCCUGUAUCUUUUUAACAUAGUAUGGAAAUCUUAUUGUAAUAGAUUACAAUUGAAUAAAUAUUAAUUAGUGAUGUUUGCAGUUCUACAAUUUUUUUUAAAUUUUUUUUUUUUUUACACAUUGUAUGGAUUUAUAUGUAUAUACAUUUGCAGUUUGUUUCACGUCUAUCUCUUUCCUUCAGGUUAAUGGCACUUUUGUCACACACUCCAAUCACAUAGAAGUAGUCAAGCUCAUAAAAUGUAAGUGUCAUUUGACUUCACGAUCAACCAAAAAUCACUAAAAAAAGAAACAAAAUGUUGAAAUAUGGCAGGGAAUGAAAAUAGUAAGUCUGAUCAGGCAUCGUACUUAGAUUUUCCAUUUUAGUAAACUAAAUUGUAUCAUAUGGCUUGUUUGAAGAGAUUCCUUUACAUGGAAAUAAUGCCAGAAAAUUAUACAACAAAUGUUUACUUGCACACAUACCAGUUUUUACUCUAGCUAGUAAGAUACAUUUAGCCAAUACUGUUUGAGUGAUUUUGUCGAGAGCAUUGUAGUAUGCCAUAAAUUCCCUUUGUGAAUUAGUUUGACACUGCGGACACAUCUUUAAACAUAUGAUGUCAUUUCAUUAUUUGGUUUGCCUUUGUUAUAUGGUUUUUUUUUUUUUUUUUUAAAUCUUCUUCACACAGCUGGCUCCUAUGUGGCACUAACAGUUCAAGGACGACCCCCAGGAUCUCCACACAUCCCCCUUUCUGACUCUGAGCCAGAUUCACUUUUGUCUCCCCAGUCCCCAAGCACCCCAGGGCAUUUUGACAGGAUAAAAAGCCCUGUACUUGUUGGGGUAAGUUGCCAAGAUAAAAUUUGAAUGUGUAGAAAGAAGCUUGAAGUUUUAUUAUUCGUUCUUCUGGCAGAUUUGCUAGUAUUUAGGUUUGAUUUUAAUGAAAAUUAUUGUAUUAAAGCAUUUUAAUAUGUCUUGUCUAAUCUAUAUAGCUAAGGUAUAUUGACAAUCUAUUCUAUCUGAUCUAUAUCUCUAUGUAUAUCACUCUCACAUCUAUAUCUAUACUAUAAAUAUGAGAAUUUCUGACAUUUGACUAUACCAUAUCUCAUUAAAUCUAUGUCAAAUUUGCAAAAGUAGUUAAAGGGAUUCUUCAACCCUUUGUUGAUAUUAUUAGAAUAAUGCCCUCUUGGCAUUAUUCUUUGGUCCCCCCAAAUAAAACUCUUAAGAGCGUUUUGAAAUAAGGUUUAUUCUCCUUAAUUCAGUGCUGGGCAAAGAUCUCUGCACGCCCCUGUCUGACAUCACAGAAGCCGCGCCGAGGUCCAAUAAAAGGCUUCUCAUCGAGAAGCCUUGAAUGGAGGAUUUAAAAGUCUCAGAAGAGCCCUUUUGGGGAGGGGGAAGGUUGGCAGAAGGGGAGAAUAAAUAAAAAUAAUCAGCAGAUAGGUUAGGGAGGCUCCAAGGGCUACAAUCAGCAUGCGUGUGGGGGAGGAGGGAGGGGAACGAACAUCCCUUUGCAGUGAAAAAUAUGCAUAAAUCCUUACUGUACUUACCCUAUUCCAGCGCGGAUGUCUGUCAGUGCUGAGUCGGCGCUCGGCUUCCUUCUAUGUCACCCUCGGGGUGAGCGCAUUUGGCUCUCCCUAUGGGAAUUUUACUGAUGCUACAUGUCCUCAUACAGAGCGUGAGGACAUCCAGUGUCAAUUAUGUGACUAAAAGUCGCUUAAGCACUAAAAUACUGCCUCUAGUGGCUGUCUGAUUGACAGCCAGUAGAAGCAGUCUUAAACCUGCAAUGUAAUUAUUGCAAUUUAUCAGAAACUGCAAUGAUUAACAUUGCAGGUUUAAGGGGCAGAGACAUUACACCCAGACCACUUUAAUGUGCUGAAGUGGUCUGGGUGCCUGUAAUGUCCUUUUAGGCAGCCACCCAAGUAAUGUGUCCUGGGGGUGCAAGUUGCUCCCUGCAGAAGCACUGCACAUCCAGACUCCUACCACUUUGACCACAAAAAACACAAGUGGUCAUGGUGGUUGAAGUAACCCUUUAAUUUAAUUUAAUGAUUUUUUUAAUAUUGGAAAUUACAUUAUUAAAUUGACCAAAAAAAACUACUUUGCUUUACUUUUGAAUCCCAAACUUUCUGUUUUUUACUUAAUGACUAUAUCAUAUAUUGCUUCGGUCAAUGGUAUUAAAGGAACUCUGUAGUGGUUAUGGUGCCAGGAGUGCUUGGGUGCUUCCCAAUGUAGGUAGUCAAUCCUGGCGCAAACUAUUAGCCAAGUCUGGAUCUAAGUCAUCCUAGAUCACAGCCAAUGAGUUGGCCCUGUACUGCACUCAGAACAGGGUCUUAUAGUUCUCCUGGAGGCUGAAAGGACACUAGGAACCAUGUCUUGCAGAUCUCAGGUAAGCAGUCAGACUGUUCAAAAACUGUUUGACUACUUAGAUGGGGGGAACCAGGGUACUUCUGGCAUCAUUGCAUCUGCAGCACAUGGAGUGUUCUUUUUAAAAGGACUUUAAUUAGUCAAAGCUUUAGUAAUUGUGUUUUAUUUAUGUUUACAUCGAAGGAUGAGAACAAUCUUAUACAAAGCCCAAAGCUAGAGAUAUUAAAGAAGAUAUUUCAGCAAGAACAGUUGCAAGUAUGUAUCUUUGUAUAUGAGAAGUGAUUUUUGUCAUGUCACUUUUUUUCAACUCCAAUAUAUUUUAAAUGGAAAAAUUGUAAUUCAUGUUCAUAGAAAUUGUAAGAUUCAGCUAAAAUAAAAAAUCUAAAAACAAAUUAUAUACUGCACCAAUUGCCCUUUUUUUAAACUGCAUAUUAAAGACCUGAUCCACCCAUCUUAGUAUAAGUACUGCGGCUCUUCAGAUCAAUAAAACAGGAUUGUUUUUUUUUUUUUAAUAUAUAUAUAUAUUUUUUUUAAUAUAUAUAUAUUUUUUUACUUAGCUGUAAAAUCUUUUUUUUCCAUGGCAGUACAUCUUACCUCCCUUCUAUUCAUUAAAAUGUAUACUUUGACUACAGGCUUUUAUGUCUGGUUUUGGCAUUACUUAUGGGCCAGUUGGGUGUACAGGGGUGGGACUUAGGUUUUAUAUGUUCUGUUUGUUAAAGAGACUCUGUAGUCACCCAGAAGGCUUAAUUUCAAUGAAGUGGUCUGGACUCUGGUUGCCAUUUUUUAACCAAGAAAAUGGAAACAUUGUUGUUUUGCAGAAACUGCAAUGUUUUCAUUGCAGGAUUAACACAUCUGGAAGACAAUCAGUAGAGGUGCUUUUGCAGCUAUAACCAAAUUAAACUGAGUUAAAGCGCAAAUUACUUUCCUAGCGUGCAUUUGAUUGGCAUGUUGCAGAGUUUUCCUGUGCAUGCUUACUAGCUUUUUAAUGCAUUCCUGUGAAAAAACAUUGGAUUGGCUGAGAUCAUCAGUCUUGAUGAUAUCAUCUUGGGAGGUGGAGCAUCAGCACAAAGACUAGCAUACUGCAAGAUAUAAGUUAAGUAAAGCUUACCUUUUAAACCCUUGCAAUGGAGUACAGAAACACGAGUGUGUUAGGAAUACAAGCUUGUAUUCCUGAUGCUAUAGUGUUCCUGUAAAGUAUCUGUCCAGAUUUUGAGGGACAAGUCAACAACCGAGUGGUGAGUCCUACUCUUACUAGAAUGGAUUUUAGAGUAAGUAGAAGAAAAAAAUUACAUCUUGUUUUAACAUGUCAAGACAUCCAGCAAAAGGUGUCACAGAUGUCGUGAAGGGAUUUUGUAGGCAUCAUAACCUCUUCAGCGGAUCUAAGGGGUUUUGGUGCCUGGAGUUCAGAAACACCAGGUCCCAUACUACUACUAAAUGGUUUACUCACAGUUUAGCAGAGAUUCUCAUUCCCCGCCGCCUAGCCAAGGACAUUGGGUGAUUAGGGCAGAGACACUCUCACCCCACCACUGCCUGCUACCCUUGGUAUAGUGUGAAGUGCACCAUAUGUCUGCGUCCCACAUUUUGAUAUUGCAGGUUGGGCUGUAGGCUGCCAGGGACAGAGUAUAUCUACUAAAUAUUAGAACAAAGGUUAUGAGGCCUACAGUGUCUCUUUAGGUUGUAUAAUUAAUUAUUUUGUUUUGUUAGUAGAUUGAACGAUGUUCAUGCCGUUUGUUAUUUUCUUUAGCAUGGCUCAAACUCUUUACAAAUCAAUGAGCUGGAAGCAGACUAUGGUGACCUUGUGCGCAACGAUUACAGCAGUGGUUUCGGAUCACGUCCAAAUAGUGAAACUGCAGAUGUGAGUAUCUUGUGCAUUAAAGGUUGGUACUCAAGAUUUGGGCAUUCACAAGGUCCAACUUAACCUGUACCCUUUAUACUAUGAAUGUUCCAUGUGUCAUUGAAGUUUUGAGUUUUCUAUAACAGAGAUAUGGAGUAGAGGGUGUUCUAGUAAAUCAGUCUAUUGAAUUUUUUUUUUAUCGUUUAUGUAGUGAGUAGUGGCGGAGAUAGUAUUUGUCUUUUUCUUAAAUGUAUAAACCAUUUUAGAAGCAACUUUAUAAUUGGCUACUUGAAAAAAAAUAUUCAGAUAUAUUAGUAAGUGCUUGAGCCACUUUUUAAUCCUCUACAAGAAUAUAUCUGCCCGGCAGCGAAAAGGGACAUUCCAUUGCCUGAAUAAAAUAAACAUUUUCGAUCACUGCUUAGUAUAUAGGGUAUUGGUAAGAUUAUAUAUGUGAAAUGAAAAUAUGCGUGCAUUUAAUUAUGCAGUUUUUCAUUGGGGGUAUAUAAAAAAAAAAAAACAGCUUGCAAAAUGUGCAGUUCUCUUGUCUACUGCCUUUGCAAGCACUCCACUUCUAAUCCUUCCCUGCAUCUUGAGUUUAGCUCCACAAAGCUAAACAAAUUAGGAAGUAACAGGCCAUGCUGUCUGCUUGAAAGCCAGGGAGGUGUAACAAGGUCAGUUUAUAAAAGUGCCAAAUUGUAUUGAAAUCUGUACUUUUUCUAAAAUGAGGAAAAAGAGGACACACUCUUCAUUCAUAAAGUAUUUUAGGAUGGGUCUGCUGAGGUAGACUUACAAGGUUAUUCACUAUUUGAGAAUUCAGUGUGAAUGUCAGAUUUUAGGUCAAAAUAGUCAAAUUUGAGAGCAUGUUUGAUUCAGAGAAUUUUUCCAAAUCCCCUAUUUUUGACUUAAAUUUGAUGUUCACUUUAAUUUCUCACUUGAGUGAAUAAAACUGGGCGUAAUGAUGAAUUUCAAGUUAAUUUUCACAUGAUAGCGCUCAUUAGUGUAACACAGGAGUCUCAAAGUCAAUUUACCAGGUGGCCAGUGGUGUAGUCAUCAUCUCUCAUGGGGGCUGCAUUACCGUACUACCAUAUAUCCACUUGUACAAAAAAACCGCAUACUCCCAUUGAUACAGACACUUACAAAUCCUAACUCCCAUACACACAGACACACACACAACUGCACACUCCAGUACAUACAUUUACAACUACAAUCUCCUGUACACACACAGCUACACACAACUGUGAGGUGGCCACACUCUCGAUGAAUACUGCUUCUCUGUGCUGUGUGCAUCAGUCAGUCUCAUAAUUGAAGAUUCUGUACAGAACUGCAGAAUGCUGGAACUUUAUUAACAAGGCUUGUAGGAGCAUAUAGCCUCCUUAACCGCAGCAAUGAUCAGGACCAGGCAACCAGCAAACCAGACAGAGAGAGGUAUGCCCUGGACUCAGAUUUCACUUACAUGGAUAAUCUUUGGUUUAACACAUAUGUUGAACAAUAAUAGUGUUGGUACUAAGCCUUUCUAAAAUGCCUGAGUUGUGUGCAACUCUACAAAAAGCAUUGAAGUUAUUUCAGAGCACCUGUCUUCUUGUUUCUUCAACCAGCCCUCCUUGAGCUUUUAUCCCAUAAUAUAAUGGAUUGAUAAAAUGUGAUCAUGCAAGAAAGAUGAGGGCUAGAAUUGUAUUUACAUAAAAUUGUGCUUUAUCUUUUUUUCUUCACUCAGCAGCUUCAUCAGGGGUUAACAACAAGACAUUAUUUAGUUUAGCAUCCACCACUAUGGUAGUGUGUUGACGUUUGAUAAGGGUGACUUUAAAGUACUUAGAGAUAAAUGUCAUUCUGGGAGAGUCACAGAAAACUGUCCCUGUGAAGAGUCACUGUCCUGGAACAUCAUUUUGUGGAGAUCUUGUCAUGGAAACAUUAAUGCUGCAAUUUCCAGAUUAACAUUGGUACUGAUAGUUCUAUAACUAGUAUCCAUGAUUUACCAGACAUCUUUCAAAGUGUGCUCGAGCUUAGAACAUACUCUGCAUAGUUACACAAUGGGUAUAUUCACUGGAAGCUUCUCAGUUAACUCACAGUAAAAAGCGACAUGGUGUAGAGUAGAGAUCCUGUCUGUUUUCCUGUAAAUGCCCUCCUCUCUAUAAAAUAUAAACUUUUUAGCCACUGUAUAUGUUCACAGUGCAGAGCAGAAGAACCACAGAUGCCCAACAGAAUAAGAGAAGUGUAAAAUUAUUUGUAAAUGGUUUUACAGCUAACUUUUGUUAGCGCCCAGUGACUCCUACAGCGCACUGUAGUAGUUAUGGUGCUUAGAGUAUUCCGUUAACUGAUCCUUUCUGUAGUCUGUGCGAUUGACAACAAUAUCUCUUUUCACAGAGUCCGCGUAGUGGACUGAGAGAGAAACACUUCUUAGAAGAGAGCCCAGAGAAGAUUGAGCUUCUGGACACCGUAAGAGCUUAAUUCUUUUUUUUAUUGUUUUUGUUAAACAUUUUCAUCCACUUGAGACAAUGUGUUCCACAUAAAAAAAAAAAAAAAUCUUCUCUUCGUUUUUCUUUUAUUAAUAGAUGAUUCUGUUGUAUCAAAAUAUUCACGUCUAAAUAGGGCUUGAUUAACAUUUACCUGUAAUUUAAAUAUUGGGAAGUUAUGCACAUCCAAAGAGUUUCUUGUUAUAUUAGUUAUGCACAUCCAAAGAGUUUCUUGUUAUAUUCACAUUAAAAUGCUAACUGUAAAAUAAUGAAUAUAAAUGUGCUGUAUUUAAAAGCGUGGCACCACAAUAGCUCCAUUAAUAAUUAUGUCAUUACUGUUCCAGGUACAGUGGGUACAAGAACUGUAAUCACAUGUCCUUAGAGAUACCCUCUUUUUCAUGUUCACUGCUUUUAAAGAACCUUCUAUUUCUACAUUGAGAAGCGCAUGGUCACAUUUCACACAACUAUUUGUACAUAAUGUGCUGUUAUGGUCAGGUUCAUGUUUGGAUGAGGGGCUCUGGUAAAUUUUUAUUUUAUUUAUUAGAGCAAAAUGUCAUCCUUGUUUUAUAUCAUCCGUGUAAUAAUAUAUUUUACAUCACAUUGCUAAAUGUAUACCUCCUAGUUUGACAUCAGAGGGAGAGGGUGGCAAUCUUAGUACUGUAACAGUUGCUUUGGUGAAAAGUGGACUCUCAUUAAAGCAUUGCAUGCAUUGCUUUGGAUUUUUCUUAUGCCAAUCGAUUUAUUACAUCAUGCAAAUUUAGAAUUGUUUUAGACAAAAAAAAAUUAAAAUAAAUAAAUAUAUAUAAUACAAAAAAAAUAUUUUCAAGUAAAAAUGUUAAAAAAUAAAAUAAAAAAGCCAAACAAACUACCCCCCAGACAUUUGUUGGUUGUGCAUACUUAUUCACCCACAUGUCGAAACUUGGUAGAAGAACCUUGGGCCCAGUAAUAGCAUGGAGUCUUUUGGGUAAUUCUCAGCAUUGGCAAACUGUUCAAGCUUUGUCAGUUUGAUCAUGGAGCUUUGGUGAACAGAAAUUUUUAGGACUUUGCACAUAUUCAGAUCAGUGUCUGGGCUUUGACUGGGACACUCUCAUUCCAAAGCUAAAUCAUUCCAUUUAGCUUUGGCUGUGUACUGAAGGUCAUUAUCCUACUGGAAAACUAUAAUCAUGUUGCUAAUCUAGUAAUGUAGUCCAUCUCCUGUUACCACUAUGCUGAGCGAUGCGCUGGGGAGCCAGAGACAUUGUAACUAUCCCCCCCAGCACCUUUUCCAGUAGAUCACUAAAUGUAGAGGUGUUGUUGGUGACACAGGCUGAAGCCAGUGACUGUUAGUCCCAGCAAUUUUUAGCAAAGUGAAACAUUUAUAUCCUGUUACUUCCCUAAUAUUAAAUGAACCCUGCUUCUAAUUGUAUUUGUAAAACACUUAAUACUGAUGCAUGUAUUGUUAGAAAUCCCAUUGCUGGGUUCUGAAAACCUGUAUAAACCAUUUGUCCUUUGGUCUCUCUUGCCUUGGUAUUCAUACUUUAGUCUUUUGGUUCUUGUGCACCCUUCAAUGGCAUUAUUUUCUCAUGAUGUAUACUUUACUGCUGUAUAUUUCAUGUAUUCAUGUAGAUGUACUCAUAGCAGUGUAUAUUGUAUGCUGUUAUAUAAAAUAUAAUGGCUUAUGAUUUUCACUCAGGACUCUCAGUCUAGCAUUGGAAGCCCAUCCACUUGCAAUGCACACAGUAUCAUUGGAGCAGAAGAUGACGAUUUUGAUGCUGAACAAGAGCAGGUAAGAUAUUAAUAGCUAAAGUGAAAACAUAAAGAGGAGAGUGUAAUGUUCAGUAUUUGGGGGGUCUUUUGUGCAUAAUAAGCAUAAUAUGUGGACUAAUCCUCGUUCACUCUUCCACACACCAUACACAACUGCAGCAAAAGGAAAUUCCCUACAUUCCAGAGUAAUUAAGACAUUAGUUAGAGGUUUGGGAAAUAAUUCUCGCUGCUGUAUUGUCUGUCAAGCAGAACUGAUAAUUGGCUUUCCUUUGUCUUAAAGAGAAACUAUAGUCACCUGAGACACUACAGCUUAAUAUAGUGGUUCUGGUGUCUAUAGGAUGUCCCUGCAGGCUUUUCAGUGUAAACGCUGCAUUUUCCAAGUGUUUACAUUGCUGUCUAGUAACACCUCUAGUGGUGCACAGGCAGCCACUAGAGGUGCUUCCUAUCUGAGUGCUGUACUGUGUGCACUACCUAUGUUCAGUGUCUCCAUUCACUCCAUGGAGACUCUGAUUGCUCCCCAUAGAGAUGCAUUGAUUCAAAGCAUCUCUAUGAGUAGAUGCUGAUUGGCGCAGCACUGCAUUUUACCAAACAUACCCAAUAGCCUCUCAAUACUUUCCUAUGGGAAAACAUUGCAUUGGCUGAGAUCAUCAAAAUUGAGAAUCUCAGCCAUGGAUGCAGGGACAGCCACUUCACAGCAAGGAAGAAAAGGUAACUUUAAUUCCAUUUUCAGGGGGGCUGUGGACCUAAACUGCUACUCCAGCUCUAUAGUGUUAGGAAUAUAUGUUUGCAACACUAUAGUGUUCCUUUAGGUCACUCUAAAUGCUACUGCCAAUGCAAGUAAAGCCUAUGAAGGUCCCUCAAGCCCUACCUUAUCUUAGCAGUGUAAUUGUGUUGUUUCUUUGUGUUUUUUUGUUUGUUUGUUUGUUUUAUUUGUGCUGUAGUUUCCCCUCACUUUAAAAUUCAACUGGUACUAGCAGCGAUCCAUUUGGCUCCAUUAGGUUAGGAUGUGUUCGGCAGUGGAUACAGUGAUAAAGAUACAGAGUAAUUUUAUUAACCAAAAGAAAGUAGUUUAAUUAUUUUAGCUACUUUUAGUUUAGUCAAUAGAACCCGAACAUAAUCUCAUUGUUUACCCUUCUUUUUCACUGAAACUCCUGGUCAACAUGUAUAAGCUUAGUGUUCAUAGGCUAUAAGCAUAUAAUUAAUUACAAUGCGGGUAGAAUGUCUUACAAAAUGAAAACAAACUCCCGCCCAUCCCUACUCUCUACUCGGAACAAGUUGGGGAGAAAAAAAACACACCUGUUUCACUCACAAUGUUCUGAAGAUAAAAGCUGAGUCUUUAUAGACCUGUUGUUAUGGAGAUUCAUUGAACUGUUUAUAAAACUACCGUAUGCCCAUUCAUCUUCACUCUAAAUAGCAUUAGUGACAUACUUCAUUAAUCUUUGAGUACUUUUAUUUAUCUCAGAUGCUGGCAGACAUAUUACCAGUAUUUUAAGAGCACCGCUUAAAAUAAUUGAAUUUCCAGGCUUUUAGCUUACGGCAAACAAACACAUUACACUUUAAUUAGUAAUGUUUUUUUCAGGCUUCAGUUAAAAUUUAUAGUUUAUCCUUGUAUUUCAGAGCCAUUAUGGUUUUGCUUUAUGUCUUAGGAAUUAGCCCCUAAUAUAAAUUACUUUAAAAUUAAUGGUUGUCUGUUUAUUGCAUAUUUAAUAGGAUAGAAUCUGGUUCCAUCCACAAAACAACAGAGGAUAAAUUCUUACAUUACUUGCUUUCAAGUAACAAUUUAUGUUUGUUUAUUUUAUAUUGACUUGUUUAGCAUUCAUUUAAUACUUUUUGUUUUCUAUUGUUGCCAAAUGCUUAUUUAGGGAUGUUUUGACCCCCUCUAUAAGAAUAAAUUUUUAGACCGAAAAGUGUCAUCAUUGGCAUAAGAAUAAGAAAUACAUAACAGUUACAAAAUUAAUGUAUGUAGUUACAAUAAAUUGGUGUGUGUUUAUAGUGGGAAAGUAAAGGGACUCUAUACGCACUGCAACUGUUUUGUCUCUUUGAAGUGGCUCAAUGUCUGUAGACUCCUGGCGCCAUCCUUCCAUUCAGUGUUAAAUAAUUGUUUUAAUAUUAUACCAGACUUUCCAGCAACUCCCCCACACCUAUCCCUCCUGUCCCCCCACACCUCUUCCCUGUGCUGCUAGGGCUAAAGUUUAACCAUUAUGCUGAGGAGUAAUUGGCAGCUGUGAUUGGCUAGGAGUGUCAGUGACCACUUUCAGCCUAUCACAGUGCCUAUACCACAUUGCAGGUAUCAAUCUGUAUGGCUAGAAGGAAGUGUUUGAUUUCUGCCUUAUCUACACCUCCAGUGGGGGCUCAGCUACGGGAAGCCAAUGACUCUAGAGUUUUGUUUACAUUGUCAAAUGACCCGUUAGCAUGCAGCCUUUAAAGCAUUGCUUUGUAGAAAUGGAAUGGCAAGGAAGGGGGAAAUGUACAUUCUUUUAUGGUAUUAAAAGACCCACUGAAUGCAAAAGAAUUGGAUAUGCAAUUAUUUUUUAUUUUACUGCAUUCUGUUAUCUUUUGUAAAAUUGCAAUACUUUCUGACUAUUCCAGAUAUAACUGGAAUGUGGAUAGAUUAAUGUGUUUUUUUUUGUUUGUUUUUUUUUUACCUUUGCCAAACCACAUGCGUUUUCCAUUUGAAAUAAAUGGGUCUGCUUAAGCUUGCCCGAUAUAGCUGCAAGCAGCAUUCCAGAUACUUUAAACAAUGAAUUAAGAGCCAUGAGUGCAAGCUGCUGCUGGCUUCUGUUCACUUGAAGAAUAAUAUGCCAUUUAUUUCUAUUAAAAAGUAAGUGGGAUGGCACUUUUGGUCAUUAUGUGUAUUUUUUCUGUUUACUUAGACUAAUAUGUUUGCUCCAUAGUUUUACCUUUCUAAUUAGUAGGAGAAAUGCCAGUAAUAUUUCACCCUGUAUAUGAUGACAUGUAAAUGUCUAGAUAGAACAAUGUUCUCUGUGCUUACACAGUGCUCAGCUAAGUGAGUUCCAUCAAGGACAUAACACACUGAGAUAGAUCAGGGACGCAUUUUACAUGCACAACUCAUUAAAAGAUAAUUUGAUCUUUAUUUCAUUUAAAAAUUAAAUAGAUGCAUGUUUAAUGCAUUUGUACAUGUGGGAUUUUAAACUAAAUGUCUUCUAUUACGUGCGGAAUCUAUUUUGUACUAUUUUUUUUUUCUAAAACAUUUUUAUUUGAAUUUUACAUUAUGCAAUGAUGAAACAUUAGCCUUUUAAUAGGUGUGGAUCAUCAGGAAUGUGGCUUGACAGUGAUGUUGAAUGGGCAUGUAGGAUGCUAGCCCUGUCCUCCAAAAGCAGGAAAUGACAGGCUCAGUCUUUUGAGAAACAAACACUAGUACAUAUGACUUGGAGUCUAGCAUAUUCGAGGACUAUCUCCAAAUUCCUGCUCUCUGUGGCAUGCAUGUCCUAUUUACAGGACAUUGGCAUUGUAUAUAUCCACUGAUUAACAAUAUGCUAUGGCUCUGCCAUGUUCUGUUAUAUGAGCCUGGCUCCUUGUGUGAUCACUGAGAUGGCACUAGCUCCCUCCUAAGACAAGGAAAGGGUAAAAUGUAAUUCACAUUCAGUCCAUAUAUCUAGCUGCGAUUACUCAUUGUGUGAUUUGUUAUAGUGGACCAUGCAACCUCCAGGACAUGUGUACAAAUUAUAUGCCUGUCUCUGACAGUGAGGUAGAAAAUGCAGUGCUGCAUUGUGGCCUGAUUAUACCAUUACUUAAUGUGAUGUUUUCAAAGUGCACAGCUCGCCACCAACCCAGAUGCUCUUCUCAUGUAUGUUACUACAUCGCUCAUCCCCAACUGCCCCAUAGCCAGUUCGUAUUACAGCAGUGUUAAUAAACUACUACCUGCUGCAUCCAUAGUGAAAUAGGUCUAUCCCAUUUCUUAAAAGGUUACUCCAAGCACCAUGUACUCUUCACCGAUUUAACGUAGUUGUGGUGCAUUGAUUCUGUAUUUGCAGUGUUUAUGUUCGAGUGCUGCACAUAUAAAGAUGUAGCACACCCCCUUUUGUGCCACCAAAGUCCUACCUGUAACCCGCCAUCCCUCCCAGGAUGAGAGGAAGAUCCGGUAAAAUCCCACGGUCUUUACUUAUUACUUAUUCUUCUUUAUCUUUCUGCUGCAUUCGGCACUGUUGACCAGCUUAUACUCCUCCUCGUCCUUUGCAAACUUGGUCUCAGGGACACUGCUCUUUUCUGGUCCUCACCCGACCUCUCUAACCGCCCGUUUAUUUUCUCCUUCUCUACCUCUAGCCGUUGAAGUUCCUCAAGGCUCUGUGUUCUGACAUCUUGUUUUAUCAAUUUCCACUGCCUCUCUUGAUGACCUAAUAUCAUCCUAUGGCUUUCCAAAUCACCUGUAUGCUGAUAAUACACAUAUCUACCUCUCAUGAUCUUUCUCCCCAUCUACUGGUUCGUGCCACUGACUGUCUAUCCUCUGUUUCUGACUUAAUGACUUUGAUUACUAAUACACACCUCUUCAAGUCUGAACUCAUUGUAUUCCUCCCUCCAAGCUUACAUCUUUCUCUGUUUCCCUAAAGGUCAACGGAACUAUUAUAACCUCUACCCGCAGACAUAAUGCCUUGGUGUACUAUUUGACUCUAAACCUUUCCUUUAUCCCUUAUAUAAGAUAUAUCAUCAAAUAUUGUUGCAUAUACCUUAAAAACAUUUCUAACAUUCUUCUUUUUCUCACUCUGGAAGAAACCAAAAUGCUUUUCUAUGUUCUCAUUGUUUUCUGUCUUAAUUAUCGUAAACCUUUUGCUUAUUGACCUACAAAAGUUCUCAGAUUUCCCUUCUACAGUCCAUAAUGAUUACCUCAGCCGGACUCCUCUAUCUUACAUCCCUCAACGUUCACAUCUCACCCCUCUGUCAGUCUAUACACUGGCUUUCCAUAACUGUGAUCUGAAUUUAUAUUUCAUACCUCAUUAGCAGAUAUCUUCCAACCUGGCCUCUUCGCAGGACUACUUCUGCUAUAUAAAACACGUUUUGUUAGAGUUAAAUGAACACUAUCUGGUCCCCCCUUGUCACCUAAAUAUAAUAAAAUCUUAUCUUUAUUCCAGUCUGCUGGUGUUGGCUUUGCCAUUGAUCUGCUUCCUUGUUGACAUCAUCAGAAGUGAUUAUCUCAGCCAAUAACAAUGAGUAACAUUGAUUAUCUUAGCCAAUUACCUCUUUCUCCAGCACCGUGCGGGGAGCUCUCCUCCUCCUCGGCUGAAUGCGCAUGCGUGGCAGGAGCCACGCGCGCAUUCAGCCAGUCCAUAGGAAAGCAUUCUCAAUGCUUUCCUAUGGACGCUGGCAUCUUCUCACUGUGAAAAUCACAGUGAGAAGCGUGGAAGUGCCUCUAGCGGCUGUCAAUGAGACAGCCACUAGAGGCUGGAUUAACCCUAUUAUAAACAUAGCAGUUUCUCUGAAACUGCUAUGUUUAUAGAAAAAAGGGUUAAACCUAGCUGGACCAGGCACCGAGACCACUUCAUUAAGCUGAAGUGGUCUGGGUGCCUAUAAUGGUCCUUUAUUUUCUUGUUUUACCUAUUGUAGAGCACUGCUGAAUAUUUUAGUGCCAUAUACAUAAUUGUAUAAUACUUUAUUUUAUUUUUUAUUGCUGAAAAGAGUUUGUUAAAGGGACAAUCAGUGAUGUGCCUAGUGUGCCCUGGCACUGUCCCUCCUUUCAGUGUUAAUCCAUUUUCAAGCAGUUUAGCACUGAAUAUGGGUCCAUGGAUUCCUAUAGGCAAGGCCCAACUAGAGGCAUGGUUAAGGAAGAUAUUACACACUUCCUCCUAGCCAUACUGAUUCAUAACUGCAAUGGGCACUGAGAUAGGAUGAAACUUUCAGCCAAUCAGAGACUAACAUUGCUGCUCAGGUUAAUGCUUCCUUGUUAGCCUGUGCAGCACGAGGAUGAGUGCUGGGAACUCUUGUAUAGCAUUAAAACAUAAAACGGCAAGAAACAGCUGUCAGUUUUUCCAUAGAGACCAAAAAAGAGGAAAAAUUUACUUUUGUUAGGUAAAGGUUAAAAAUUAUAACACAAAAAAGUACAAAUCUAUUAAUAUUCUUUUACUGUGAAAUACUGUUUUGUCUGAUGCUCUGUUAUACAGCAUUUGUAUCCCAACGGUCCUGAGCUGUGUAGUAGUACUAUUGGAAUUUUACUUUCUCCUUCUCUAGCUACUAUAUAACAGGCAAUGUGGCAACAGGGAGGCAUAUUUUUACAUUGUUUAUAAGCCAGUAGCCCGUACAGCUGCUUCCUAUCUCACCUGUUGUCAUGAGAUUUAGGAGAUAAGGUUGGAGCCGAUAUAAUUUAACAUUGCUUUAUAGGAAUAGCCAUAUGCUCUGUUAAUAAUUAAUAUUCAUAACACUUGCAUUUUGGAUAUUAAUAUUUGUAUUUUUGUGUUAUCAUUUGUAACCUUUACCUUAUAAAUGUGAAUGUUUAACCAUUUAUGGUCUACUCAGAAACAUUGGCAGCUCUUUCUUGCUGUUUAUUCAUUACUCCCUGGGGUUGCCCCCCAUUUUCCCUGUUAAUUUUUCCUAAUGAUAGAUACAUUCCAAGAUAGAUAAUUAUCUGCUUUUUAAGCAUUAAAACAGUAAAAACUGUUUAACGCUAAUUCGAAUUCGAAGGGGGGCGCCAGGGUUUCCAGACACAGAAAUUUCCAGACAAAGAAAUGAAGCUGUUACAGUGCCUACAAUAUCCUUUUAACAAAUGUUAAUCGUGUUUUUAAAAACAUUAAUCUGCAUAUGCUUUUAUCAUUUGGUUAAACUUUAUGCAAACCUUUAAUAGAAGAGUGCAUUGUACUCUAGGCUUAUUCUAAUUACUUUUUCCUUUUAUGUAUUUGUUUAUUUUCAGCAAUUUGAUGGCCAGUACAACUGUUUCCAGAGCAUGGGACUUCUAAAAUCGCACCCUGCUCAUUUGGCUGUGUUUAUACACCAUGUAGUUUCCCAAUUUGACCCUUCAUCUUUGGUAAAUAUUAAGUUAUUUUUUCAAAAUUGCUUUAUGAAAUCAUCAUGAUGUAUAUAAUUAUUCACCUUAUUGUCCCCAGCUUUGUUACCUCUAUGGAGACUUUUAUCAGCAAAUUAACUCCAAAGAAGCACGGAGAAUCUUUAUGGAAUUUCACCAGUUCUUCUUAGAUCGAGCUGCGGUGAGAAAUGGCACAACUCUGCUGUGUUUAUGGCCAACAAGAUACAGAAAAGAUUGUCUACCUAAUCUGUUUGCACUGUCAGUGGUGUCAGUAUUUAUUGAUUUAGCUAACAUUUUCUGGAGUGUACGCAGGAUAAGAAUAGUUAUUUUGCUAAACAGUGUUAAUUUAUUUUUAUUUUAUUAAUUUACAUGGAAAAAUAUGUUAACUUUUAACUUUCUGUUGCAGCAUCUUCGUGUUUCAGUGCCAGAAGAUCUUGCUGCUGAUUUAGGCAAGUGCCAAAAAUAAAGAUAUUGAGCGCCUUGGUCAAAUGAAGGAAAUAUUCUUGCAAAAUGCAUGUUAAAUUUUUAGAAUCAAAAUACGUAAUUUUGAUGGAAAAGGGUAUUUCUCACAAAAUGUUGCUGAUGUCUUUCUUUGAGUGCACUUUGUAAGUAUGCAUGUAUAUAUUACAUCUUAAUGAAGAUGAAUUCUUUGUUUUUUCUUAUUAUAUAAUAUUUUAGUAAAUGGCUGUGAUGAGUUUUCCUUAAUUUCAUAUGCAUGAGUGGAAAUAUUUCUAUGACGUCCGUUGGCUAAAGGAAUCUUUAUUUUCAUUUCUAUCAUUGAUAUAAAAGUUAUAGCUGCCAGGAACUGCAGUGAGGUGACACCUGCCUUAAGUGUCGACUUUCUAGUUCUGCCCUUCACUCAUACAGGUUUUUAAAUUUAAAUCACAUAGAUGACAGGUCCACUUAGUCUGAGAUAUCUGGUAGGUUCUAAAUGACGUAGAAUUGAAUUUGAAUGUUUCUAUUCUAUAUGAAUAUUUGUUUCUCAAUUUGCAAAUUAACAGAAAAAAGACGCCAAGAACUUAUUCCUGAAGAUCUGCAGCGACAGUAUGUCCAAACAGUGCAAGACAAGCUUUACCCAGAAGUACAAAAGCUUCUAGAAGACUUCAGGUAAAUCUAACUAUACCUUUUAAUUACAGCUGUAUGGCCUUAAAAUAUGUCCUAACAAUCCAAACUAUAAUGACAUACACGAGGUCUUAUUUAAUGUCAAUAGCUCUGCAGAGUUUUGCACAAACUAUAUCACAAGGUCCUUCAAUACACCUAAGAGUUCUUUAGACCCUAAACUGUGAUGACAAGCAGAAGAUUCAGCAACACUGCAACUUCAGUGAGGGAAUUUGAUAAGAGCAUGACUGGUGGGCUUGACAAAUAUGCUGUUGGUCUAUAACUUUGCCAGGUCAUCCACUUAGAUGUUCUAAAUAAAUUCAUUAACUGCGGAAGUAUCGUUGCCGAGUAUUAUUAUAUUUAUUUUUUUGGUCAAAUUGAGGAUAGAGAGACAGUAGUGCUUUUUUGUCAAGUACCAGCAAAAUGUGUGUAAGUACCUUUUACAUUAUUGUAUACAUUAGCCUGUAAUAACUUGCAUCAUAACGAGUAAUUAAUCAAAUGCAUUAGUAUUAACUGUAAACCCCUGUUCUCUUGCCAGGCAGAAGCGCAGCAUGGGAUUGACCUUGGCUGAUGGAGAACUAGCCAAACUGGGUGCAGAACGCUCAAAAGAUCGAAGCACUUUAGAGAAAGAGCGAGUCUUCGCAGAAAGCAUUAUUCAGAAGGUUGAGGAGGUCUUGUAAGUAAAUAUGUGGGCUAGUAGAACAGUCAGUAACCUUAAAGGGAUACUGUUGACGCUGUAACUGUCAUCUCUUUGAAGUGGCUAUAUUGUCUGGAGUCCCCUCACGCUGUCCUUUCAUGCAGCAUUAAACUGUUUUUAAUCUUUUGAUGCUAAAGAAAAGUCCCCAGAAGUCCAUCCCCUCUGCUGCUUUGGCUAAUGAGGAAGCAAUGGGUGCUGUGAUUGGUUGAGAGUGUCAGCUGACUGCUUCCAUCCUAUCACAGCACUCAUUGCUGGUAUGAAUGAGAAGAAAGUGUGCAAUUUCUGCUUAAACAAUUUCUUCAGUGGGGACUGGGAUGUGGGCUAUUAGGCACUAUAAACCAGUCAGAUGAAGUGGUCAUAGUGCCUACAGUGUGCCUUUUUAUAUUUAAUUUCUGUCAAUGUGAUCAUAGUAGUAAAUGAACCGGGCUUCAUGUAGAGUGUUCUUCACCAUCUUGUGGGGACACCCCUCUUCUCUUCUAAAAUCUUCAGUCAUUAAAAAGGUAAUUGUAUUCUCUGGACAUGAAUUUGAAAUAUUGUUUCAUGGCGUUGCUAUUGACCAGCCUUUCUUCUAUUUCACAGACUAGCUUCACAACCACAUGAGGAAGAAAAAAGGUAAGGAGUGUUAGAGCAGUGGCGAGUUACCUUUCAACGUUUUUUUUUUUUCAAUUUGACAAUUUUUUAUUUUCAUAGUUUAAUGGGGGGUUGGGUACAGAAAGGAAGAAGGGGGGGGGUUCAAAAGGUGUCAGAUUCAUAACAUUUUGGUAAAUAUUUAUGAGCUCUGUCCUAGAUGGUUGAUUCGUUAUACAGAGGUCGUCAAAUAUCGUGAAUGCAGCUCUCAAUAACCUAAUACAUAGUGACAUUUUGCUUGCACAUCCUUGCUAUGUCUCCUCUGUUUUCUGCUUACACCUAUGCUCUAGUGUUGAGAGGGACUGCAGCAUUGUCGACUGUACCUGGAUUGUGUUGGGGGGGGGGUGGGUAUAGGGUAGGUAAGUUACAACAUAUGUACAUGUGGGUACUUGUGUAUGUUGGGUGGUCAUCGUUUGUGUCAUCACUCGUCUAGUGUAUUGUGGUUGACUACACUCUCAGCUGGGUCUCGUCUUAUAGGGGACCUGUGUUAUGAUCUAGGCUAUAUCUUUGCUUUUAGUUCUUACUCACAUAUAUACCCAUAUACAGAUAGAAGUGGCGUUCUCUGGGCUUCUCGCUUGUCCCUGUGUGGUUCUGGUGGGACUUUCUGCCUGAUUAACGGAAAGGCCGUUUGUUACCUUUGUUUCUGCGUAUUACAGUUGCUCACUCAUUCAUCCUCUGUUCCCUGGUGUCUCACUAUGUGCCAGUAUGCUUCCCACAAUCAGGGUGCAAGCUGCUAUCAGUGAGUGGAAUAAAAGUUUGGAGUGUACCUUAGUUAAGUUGUCGUGCCAUAUAUACAGGAGGCAUAUCUCCGGGGUUAAGUCAGUUUGCAUUGGUAGUAGGAGGUUGAGGAUUUCGCCCACCAUUGCCAAAUAGGGCCCAAUGAGCUCAAACGACCACCAUAUGUGAUAAAAUUAUCCCUUUUCAGAUUGGCAUCGCCAACAUUUAGAGGAAGUGCUUGGAAAAAUUAGUGCUAACCUUGUUGCAACUAAGUACCAUCUAUAUUGUAAUUUACGUAUCUGUUCAAAGUGAGUGAUGCAUUUUGUGUUCCCUUUGUGAGCUGUGUGUGCUCUGCUCCAUUAUGUAGUUGUAAAGGAGCAACCUAGGUCUUCGUGCCAUGCUUGGGUAUAUUUGUCAUUGGGCUCUACUUUGUCCAGUAGUGUUGUGUAGAUUAUCAAAAAAAAUUUUUAUGCAUCAUACCUCUGAGACACCAAGAGUCAAAUUUGGAGAGGGUGGGCACCCUCCGUUGCAGUAGGGACUUGAGUUGGAGGUAGGAAAAAAUGUCUCUGCUGGGGAGGUGAAACUGAGUUUGCAGGUCUGGAAAUGUUUUGAGCUUGGAAAUGUUUUGAGCAUCCUGCUUUUACCCAUAUGUUGUAGUCAAAGGUCUGGUUUCUUAAGUAUAUGCUGUACAUUGGUGUGGCUAGUGAUGUCGCCGAGGGUCCACUGAGAUGUUCCUGGUAUUGGUCCCACACAGUUAACAAUAGUGUAGUUGUUACUAGCGCCUGUGGCAUUGCUGGUCUCUGUGCUUUUGGUACCCAGAAUAAAUAGUGUAGACCGGCUUUGCAGGACCAGUGUGAUUCAAUAGCUACCCAUUGUGGUGUGUUGUGUUGUAUGUGGGUGCUUGCUAUUGUGGAAAGGAUUGCAGCUUUGUAAUAUAGUUUUAUGUCUGGGAGGUUCAUUCCUCCCUUCGCUAUUGGUUUUUUGAGUGUGGAGCUUGUGGAAUAGGUAUUGUAGUUACGACAUUUUGAAUGCCGCCAUCCGCCCGUACCAGGAUAUAAAGUCCCCACUCCAGGUUUGAAGUGUCUGUGCUAUCUCCUGAUAUAGUUUCUCAUAGUUGUGUUUGUGUAGAAGGUGUGUCGUUCUGGCUAGUCUGAUCCCCAGGAGGUUAUGUAAUCAUCCCUCCAAUCAAAAUUAAAGGAUGCCUUAAGGGUCUGCAUUAUGGACCCAGGAAGGUCCAAGCCCAUUGUCUGUGUUUUGGUAAAAUUUAGUUUAUAGUAAGAGACCGCGUUGUAGUCAUUUAUGCAUUGUAGUAAGUUUGGGAGUGAGAUGUGUGGUUGUGCCAGGGUCAGUAUUCCAUGGAUGGAUGGAUUUGCUCGUUUCACUGAAGCUACGGGUUCCAAUGCCAGCACAUAGAGCAGGGGCGACAAGGGGCACCCCUGUCUAGUUCCAUUUGUGAUUUUAAAUUUGUCUGAAACAAAUCCAGAGUUAAGAACUCGUGCCGUUGGGGCCGAGUAUAAGGCCCUGACCACUGAGAUGAAGUCCCAGGGAGCCCAAACUUGUGGAGAACUGCCUCCAGGAACCCCCAUCCCAGUCUGUCAAGUGCCUUUUCCGCAUCGAGGGAGAGCAGCAGCCCUCCCCCUUGGAUGCUUUGAGGCUCUGCAUUAUACCGAGGACCUUUCUGGUGUUAUCCGCCCCCUGUCUUCCCAUCACAAACCUUACUUGGUCAUCAUGGAUGAUGUGGGGAAGUAAGGGUCUCAAUCUCAAUGCGUAAAGUUUGGCUAGGAGUUUUGCAUCCGUGUUGAGGAGCAAGAUAGGUCUAAAAUUUUGCGGGCCUGUUGGCGGUUUCCCUGGUUUGGGGAGGGUAAUUAUGUGUGCCAGCUGUAUUUCCUCGGGGAGGGAUUCUCCUCUUAUUGCUUCAUUGAAGACUGCUGCUAAUUGAGGUGCCAGUAUCUCCUGGAAUUUGUUGUAGUAGGAGUUGGCAAAACCAUCUGGGCCUUUCGGCAGGGUUUUUAUUGUGGCGAUAACCUCUUGAUAGGUGAUAGGCUUGGCCAACGUUUCUUGUUGGUGGGUCGUUAGGGUGGGUUGGUCCAGUCUGUUUAAAUAUGUCGCUAUGUCAGAGUCCGUGGGGGUGCGUGUGGCUGGGUCGUGUUUGAGGUUGUAAAGAUCUGAAUAAUAUCUUGCAAAUUCAUUGCUAAUAUCAGUCGGUGUCAUUGCUUUCUCUCCCCCUUUAGUGUUUAAAUAUGCAAUUUUCUGUACCUGUUGCUGUUUUUUUUAGUCUUAAGGCUAGCAGUUUACCUGCUCUGUUCCCCUGGGAGUAGUGGGUGGCUUUGAGUCUCCGCAGGUGGUACCCCACCUUGGUAAGCGCGUGUUGGCGGAUUUGUGAUCGUAUGUGGGAAAUUUGCUCUCGUAGUAUCGGGGUUGGGUGGACCUGAUUUUGGGCUUCUAGUGUGUAAAGCUCUUUCGUAACUGGGUGUACGAUUUUUGUUUGAGGUAAGAGGCGCGCUUUAUAAGGAUUCCUCUAGCAACGGCUUUAUGGGCCUGCCAGAUCGUGUGGUGUGGGAGUGUGGGGCUUGUGUUUUCUAUAAAAUAUUGGUGUAGUGAGGUAGAUAGCUCGUCUGUGAAAGUCUGGUCUGAUAGGAGGGUUUCGUUGAGCCUCCAAGGGCUCCUGUGUUUGAAAUCAUAGGUGUCUUUAAGGAUCAGUUCUACUGGAGCAUGGUCUGACCACACUAUUUGUCCCACCCUGCAAUCGAUUAUCUGACCCAGUGCUGCUCCUCUCCAUCAAUCCUUGAGUAGGUGUUAUGGACUGUCGAGUGGUGCGUGUAGGCUGUAUUCUCCGAAUGCGAGACCCUCCAAACAUCGUAAUAAUGGUGUAGUGUUAGUAACUUCACUAGGGCCGUGCAUUGUCGUCUGAGCGGUUUAUACCUGGGGCUUUUGCUAGAGAGUGUUGUGUCCAUAGCCAGAUUUAGGACAUGGUUCAGGUCCCCGCAAAUUAUAGUCGUGCCUUGUUGGAUACCGGAGACUGCUUAUAAUCAUGUGUAGGAAAUUUAUUUGGUUUGUGUUAAGUGCGUAAAUAUUUGUUAUUGUGUAAAGGGCAUUGUUUAUGCGUCCCACUAUAAUAACGUACCUGCCCUCUCUGUCUGUGUCCACUAAUAUCAUUUCAAAGGCCAUCUUUCGACAUAUGAGGGUGGAGACCCCUUUAUAUUUUGUUUGUGAGAUGGAGUGGUAUUGGUAGGGAUAACGGUCUGUCAGUAUGUGGGGGUGGUUUGUCCCUCUCAAGUGGGUCUCCUGCAGGCAUACGAUGUCGGCAUCAUUUUGCCGUAUGUCCCUACCCAGGAGGUGCCUCUUCACCGGGAGGUUCAAUCCCCUCACAUUAUGGCUAUAAAUCUUUAUGGUGUCAUGUAUGGGAAGUAUCUGUAUAUUACCAGUUGACCUUUAGUUUUUGGAGGGGUCUGCCUCUCCCAGCUCGGUCGAGCAAGGCAGCUCUGCUCCUGUGUACCCCACAGAGGCAUAGUUGUGUUUCCUGGAUGUCCCAUACCAGAGUCCAGCUUCAGUGCAGGAACCUCAUCGGAUUCAGUAUGACAAAUGAUGACGGGUGUGCAUGGGCGACCCACUAGGCCCUUGUGUAGGGGGGGAAGGAUAGGUAGGGGUGUGCAAUAGGGUGAAAACACAGUAUAUAACAACAUACAAAAACUUUUCCAAACAUACUAAUAUGUAUUAUCUUAGUUGCCAAGAAUGUGGCUUGGCGCCUAUAGGAGAUGCCUUGGGGGUCGGAGCUGAGAGCUUCGAGCCCGGAAGGUGUAGCUUCCGCGAGGUCGGCCCUCGCUAACACGGUGGUUAAGUAAGGUGACCCUAAAAUGUUCAAUUCGUAUUCUCGUGUUCCGCUUAAGCUCGUCUAUGGAUAAUGGCCCUCGUGUGGGCUUUCAAUAAUGCCAUGCUCAUGUUAUUUACAUAUAUAUUACCCCUUCGUCUCCCAUCCUAAGUGCUGCGAUAAGGCAAUUAAACAACCAGUGGGUAUUAGUGCUCGGGCGUUUGCUGUACAUUCUAACCUUUCCCCUUGCAUUGCCCGGGUGUAAGGCUGUUUACAAAGCCUCUAGUACUAUUGUAAGGGUGUGUGAUGAUAAGGCACUAGCCUGUAAUCUUAAGUGUGCGGAAACCAUACAUUACAUUAUUCUUGCGAACCCAGGAAAGGCUGUGGUUGUAGCAUAGUCCAUGGCUUAUUGGCUAUUUGCGGGUUUUCUUCCAUGCUUGAGGUAAUCGUCCAGCUGCUUGGGCCUCCGGUUGUUGUGCCGGUGGGUUGAUUCCCCUGUCUUUAAGCGUUUGCAGUCCUUCUUCAGGUUUGCAAAUGGCGCUGAGGGACCCAUUUCUGUGUACCAGCAGCUUAGUCGGGUAUCCCAUCUGUAUGCGAUGUUAUUGCUUCUGAGAAAUUCAGUGAUGGCGCCAAAGGUUUUCCUCUUCUUGUGCGUCAUUGCUGAGAUGUCUUCGAAGACUUAGAUUUUUUGGUAUGUUGCUGGUAAGUCUUUGUGCAUGCGGCUGGCUUUUAUGAUCGCCUCUUUGGCGUGAUAGUAGUGCAUUUUAAGGACUAUAUCUCUGGGCGUAUCGGUGGGCAAAUAGUGCGGUUUUGCCACUCUGUGGAUUCUGUCCAUUAGCAGGACGUCUUGGGGCAAGUCCGGGACUAGGAAGUGUAAUAGUUCGGUGGCAUAUGCUGGUAAGUCUUGUGGGCCUAUGUUCUCUGGAAUAUUCCUCAGACGCAGGCUCCUCCGGCAUGCCCUAUCUUCCAGGUCAGCCAAUUUUGCCUCAUAAUCAUUAAUCCGAUCCCAUGCUUCCUCCACUUUAGUCACUAGGCGGUUAUGGGCCUCCACGUGCUCCUCCAUGUUUGACUCCAGCUCUGAUGUGCACGUUCCCAGCGCCUGGAUAUGUAAACGAUCUCUGCAGUGUGUCCUGUAGUUUUGAUGCCAUGCUGUCGAACAUCGCUUGUAGGCUUUCUGUUGUAAGUAUAAGGCCAGUUGGGUCUGGUUUUACCGCCUGAUCACCGUCUGCAUCGUCGCCAUCUUGGGAUUCCUCCGGCAGUGGCGCUCCCUUUGCCUGUCCUUGUUUGGUCCAGAAAAAGUGCAGCUUAUCUUGUUUUUCGGACGCUCGUUUUCCCUUCUGGUGAGACAUGGUUGGGUAAGCCUGUUGUUUUUCCUGGGAUUUAAGGGUCUUAAAUGCUGUGCGAGGGCCUAAUUUUCACGGAGCUAGCCAAGCAUGCGACCACUCGCGUUUGUUCCUGGUCACACACCCCUACCAUUAAACUUUUGAAUUCAUAUUCAUUCUCUUUUUUAAAUUUCUUAGUGUGUGUAGCGAAAAAUCUCAAUGAAUGCAGUAAUUCUGUUACCAAAUGCAAUAUUGUAGCAUCAUAAUAGCUCUGUAGCUGAUCUGGAUGGUAACUUAUUCAGAUGUUAAAAGUUCCAGGCUGCAACACUUAGUUGUUGCACAGCCCUUUAUGCCACUUCUGACAGCUAGUUAGGAGUAACAAGAGCUCUGCUUCUACCAAUGCUCAUCACUGCGCAGCCCCUAGAUGUUUGGAGUGAUUUAAAUCCCUUUUACUCAUACUUUACGGGCUAUAAAAAAAGAAUCAUAUUGGAAAAAGUUUUGCAUUCUCUAGUAGGACAGCAGUAAAACUACGGUAUUUGUGUUCACCAUAUCUGUUCAAGAGUAACAAUGUACCCUGGCUUGCAAGAAUGGGUAAUUAUCACUUUAAACCAAAAUAGACCUAUGUGUAACUCCAGAUUGUUUUAACGGACAAAAUUUAUUAGAUAAGAUUUCACUGAGAUUUUAAUUUCACCUUCCACUUUAAUCACCUGUAAUUAAGUUUUUUGGGUGGAGCUACCUUGGACUGUACUGAAAUAUUUUUGCAGUCUGGGAGUUCAACAUUGUGGUGACUUUAACUUGGAGUUGCUACCAACAUGUUCUUGUUGGUGAUACUGUUACAACUUCUAUAACACAGGCAAUAUAUAAGAUAAAAGAGCAGUUAACAGUACACCAGAUUAUCUGUAUAGUUGGUGGCAAGCAAUAUAUCGGGCAGACUGAUGUCCCAAGGCACGGAUAAAGGAAUCUUUCAUUGUCCGAUAAAACUAUGUUAGUAAGGGCAUUACUAGCUGUGAUGUUUAUCAUUAUUUACCAUUCCUAGCUGUGAUGUUUUGUCAUUUUUAAUUAUCAUUUUCUGGCCAUAGAGAGAGACAAACAUAUAUUUAGGGAUGGCUAUAGAUCCAAGGCACUUCCAUGUCGGGAGGUCUUUUAACUGUUUACACUGUCCACAAAGAUUCCUAGUUGAUUUAGAGAGGAAUUUGGAGGUGGGAACAUUUUCACGUAUUUAGGUUUUCUUGUUCUCUUUUUAUCCCUUGUCUCCCUUGUUAGGUACCCUGUUGUCCUAAGACUUGUCUUGAAAGGAGAAUGCACAUGUUUAAUAAUGCAAGAGCAAUACUAGAGUGCUGCUCUCACCUCUUUCUACACAAUUCUGCAGUUGCUUGUAAAUUUACUGAUGAACACUUGUGAGGAUUAACCUGAAUAUUGUUAAGUUUUAAUUUUUUCCCACUUCCUAUCUGGCUGUCAAUUGUUGCUUAAUUCACAUCUCACACAAUUAUAUCUAGUAGUAUUUAGUCAUAAAAUAAUCUUUUGUGUCACUUUUCCACCCAGCAACACUAUCCAGUAUGUGAUCUUAAGCUAUAUGAAACAUCUUGGUGUGAAGGUUAAAGAAUCUCGAAGCCUAGAACAGAAGCGUGGCCGCAUUGGUUUCUUGCCUAAAAUUAAGGUAUGAAUGUAAACUAGUAAAUGCUUUACAAAAUAUUUAGUCAGUUUUUCAUAUACAAGUAACAUUUAACAAGCCGUAAGGGUUUAGGCGAGUGAGUUAAAAUAUUCAUGCAAAUAGUUCUAGAUUGUAACUAGUUCAUAGUUAUAGACAGUUGUACAGUCAUAGGAAAAAUAAAGUACACCCUCUUUGAAUUCUAUGGUUUUACAUAUCAAGACAUAAUAACAAUGAUCUAUUCCUUAGCAGGUCCUAAAAUUAGGUAAAUACAACAUCACAUGACACAAACAAGCUCAUGUAACACCUUACUUUACACAAAGCAGACAUAACAAUACUCAAAACUAAGUAGAGAAUCAUGUUCCUUGAAUGAGCCUUGUCUACUGUUUAGGGAUUUCAGGCUGUGUUCAGCAGUUGGCAGGGCCACUGCCCAGAGUGGAGAGAGUGUUUAUUCCAUACAGCGUGCACUUUUCUGCACGUCUGCAGGAGGCCUCUAAUAUUGAAGUAGCAUAAUCACAGUCUUUUUCCCAAAAGAUAAGGUAAAAAAGAGAACUGUGAAAUACACUAAACAAAAAAAUCCCCCAACAUUCUAUACAGGAUUCUUUAAUUCACAACAAAUAUAUGUUUGUGAUUGCAAAUUAUAGACCGUUCCAGCUUUUUCAUUCAUUGUUGUGUCCUCUUUGACCAUAAAAUAACCUUAAGAUAACUUUACAUUUUUUUUGCUUGUAGCAAAGCAUGAAGAAAGACAAAGAGGGGGAGGAAAAAGGGAAGCGCAGAGGGUUCUCCAGCAUACUAGGACCUCCACGGAGACCAAGUCGCCAAGACAGUAAUGCAAGUAAGUAUGAGCUAGUAACAACUUGACACAGAAAGUUAUGCUUUAGUUAAUAUUACGUUUUAGUGUAAAUGAGCAUUCUAUAUUCAGGAAUGCAAACAUGUAUUCCUUACACUAUAGUGCUGGUGUGGAUGUUUAGGUGACCAGCCCGCUCUGAUCAUGCUGAAAAGGUGAGUUUACUUACCUUUUUUUUCCCCCCAUUGUGCUGGUAUUGCCAAGGCUGACUUUGCCUUAAUGGCUGAAUUAAUCUCUCUCCCAUAGACAGCAUUGGGAGGCUAUAGCAAUACAUCUGUAUGAGGAACAGUCGGUGUCACUCUGUGCAGCUCUGGACAAGGAAGCACCAAAAAAUGGUGUUAAAAUAUAUACUUAAAAUACUUAUGUCAUCAAGUGUUUCUUUUUGCUUAGAAAAACAAAAUAAUGCAGACUUACCACUUAGUGACCGCGGACGUAUCUGGUACAUCCGCAGCAAAUUUGAGCGCUGGAAGCGAUCAUGAUCGCUUUCAGCCGCUCUAACGGUAUUGCAGCAAUGCCUCGAUGUUGAUAGGAUCGAGGCGGGAAGAAGGUUGGUGUAGCCUGCCAGUUGUAACCCUGCUUUAGUAAUGUACAUCAUAAGUGCCGUAAAUAAAUACAUUUUCCUGCAUCUUACAACUGGUAAAAAAUCCAUCCCUGUCAAUGAGACAUGUGGGUUUUAGUAUUUACCUACUAAUUAAGAAACUGUACAUGGUUGUGACUUUGCCUUAAGCUUUUUUCAAGAGCCAGAAAGUACGCUACUCACAAACGUACAGUUUUGUAUGUCAUUUUCAAGUAAUCUUUCCUAUGUUUUUAUAUAGUAUCUAGGGCCAUGGAAAUACAAAAGCAGAGGCACCAUAAGCACUUAUCCACAUCCUCAUCCAGUAGCCCUGAACCAGCAGAAGGUAGCAGAUUACGCUCCAGUGGUGGAUCAGUAGAGGUUCCAGAUGGAUAUUUUGUCCAAAUAUCCACAACAAAGCUACUCCCGGUUUUCAGCUCCUCAGAAGAGGGCAAAGAAGUGGAAGGAGGUAAGUGCCAACAUAACAUCUAACAGAACUACUAUUAAUGUGCUUAAACUUGGAAUAAGUGCUCUGUUAACACUGAUAACUGAGCUGCAACAUUUGUAUUUUUCAGUUACCCAGAUUUUCUUAAUAUUAUUACUUGCUUUUCAGCUCUGAAAGCUGAGGUCUUGCCCUCUGAUUCUAGUGAAGGGACAUCUCGUAUAUCUGGUACCAUCUUUGAUAGCCCAUCCUCUCCUUUAGACCUUCUUCAUGAAGAUGUUGGCGAUACUGAUCGGUAUGAAUUGUACACUUAUAUUUGAUGUCUUGGAAUAUAACUUUUCCUUAAUUUACAUCUUUCCAUUUAUGGGUGUUACUUUUUUUUCUUCAUCAUUCAUAUCAGGUCUAGUGAACUGGGGACUCCAAAGCCUUUCAGAAAGUGAGUAUAAUAAUGUACAAAAUGUAUUUAAAUAAACAAAAUGUAUGUUCUGGUCUAAUGCUUAUAUACUAUGAUAUGUUUAUUAUAUAUGGUUUCUUCUUUUAUUGUCUUGUAUUAUAAAUUUUUUUCUUUUCUUCUGAUUUGUCGUUGACAAACAAGGUAUGUCUUAGAUAUACCACAGGCAUGUUAUAAUAUCAUUACACACCAGUCACUAGAGUGGAAAACAAGCUUGUUGUCAGUGAUUUAUUAUUAAUUAAAAUAUUGAACUACCUGUUAAAAAUUAAAAUCAUCCACAUCUACAGAUGUUUCUAUAUUCAACACAGACCAUGCCCCCUAUUUUAACUUUACAAGUGAAAACAUUGAUAUUCUGCAGAACUCCAGUGUUUAUAUUGCAGAGCUUAAAUGCCUCUAGUGGCUGUCAUUCAGAGGAAAUAGCACAGUGUGGCGUUUUGCUGCACAUGCCCACCAGCCUCCCACUGCUUUCCUAUGAGAAAGCAUUGGGCUGGGUGAGCUCAACUCUGCCCUUGAUCUUCCGGUAGUUCAGUCAACCACUGGAUGAGGUUGAUUGGAGUUAUAAUUCACAUAGCUAGUUAGCAAGAGGUUCCCUCAGUAACCCAUGGUAUCAGGUAUGUGUUUUUAACUCCCAUGAGCCUCAGCCAGAGUCUCACAGAGCAUGACAGAAGGUUUAUGUGACUGUUGGGCUAUGCAUGAGUAUUGUGCUAUAUGGGCGGUGGGCUGUUGUGGGCUGUGGAUGAUGCACUUCCUUUCUUUUGGUUCCCCAUUUCCUGGUCAUGUUGGCAGUUGGUGGAAUGUACUGGGGAAUAGAAAUGGUGGCUGCAGAAACCUUGCAGGCAGCAAUAUCAGGAACCUUGUAUAUAUGUAAUAAUAAAGUGAGUACUUGAUUAUACAGAAAUAAUUGACUGGUUUGUACAAGACAACAGAAACAUCAACACAUUUUACUAAACAUCACAGUUGAAGGUGAGGUAAAGCUUACAACCAAUUGAUGACCUUUUUUUUUUUUUUCUUUCUUUUUUUUUUUGCAUCUACUUCCUGCUGGACUAAUAUGGCAAAUUAAACAUCACAUUCAGUGUCUGCUUAAAAUAAUUGGUAAAAUAUUUGUCAGAAGCAAUUUGGGGAAGGUUUGGGUUUGACCAUUCAUGACUCUCACCUAUUUUUUCUAUAUUUUACACUUAUUUUGCCAUAUUUAUUCCUAAGCUAUUUGGGACUCAUUUCUGAGUCAUUUAAAUAGAUUUUCUGAUCAUCUUCAAUUCACGUGAACUGCGAGUAGGUUUUGCACAUUUAAAAGAUAUGAACUACCACAGAAUUUAGCCCCCAAAAUAAAAAGUGACGAUUGUUUUCUCUAUGAACCCAAAAAAGAAACCUUGCUGUUGCUUUUUUAGUUGAAACAUGAAACAAGUGUAGGGAUAGUAAAUAUGCACACUAGAUUUCUUACACAACCAAUUUCACUGACAUCUUGCAUUACAAGAUCAAAUAAAACACUUCAGAAAUAUAAGUUACAUGCACAUAUUGCUCUAUAAAAAAAAAUAAUGUUUGCUAACUACUGUCAUUAAAAUACAGUGAUUUACAACGAAUUAUUUCAAUAAACUGACGACUUUAUAACACUUUUUAGGAGCUUUCUUUUCUUACUGUCUCCUUAACCAUUUCACUUCACUCCAUUUCUUUGCACAGAUUGGAGAGCAUGAGUCUUAUUGAAUGUCAAAGUGAGGACGAACUGUACGAUAUGGGUCUGGAGACUGAUCCCCCUAACUGGCAGCAGCUUGUGAGCAGAGAUAUCCUAAUGGGUCUGAAACCACAUGAAAUCAAACAACAAGAGGUUAUAAAUGGUGCGGAGCUAAAUUAAAUAGCAUUAAUAUUCCACAUGCCUAUCGUUUGCAUCAUUGUGGAUGUGUUGUUGUUUUCAUCUGCCUACAAUGGAAUAAUCCUAUGCAGUAUCCACUAUUAAGUGUUUGUUUUACACUGAAAGUGAAUUUACCUUCUAUUUAUCAAUGUAUAUGUGAAAAAAAAAAUCAUAGUGGUUAAAAAUGUGAAGAACUUAUUUUGAAUAUUAUCUGACAGCAAACCUUAUUUUUCCUUUUUGAACAAAUUACAUUGAAGUAUAAAAUGUGUUUUGUUUUUGUUUGUUUUUUCUUCCUUUGGGUUUAAACAUAGUUCAUACUUGCUGAGGUAAUGUCAAAUUAAUCGCUUAGGUUUCUUUUGUGUUAGAUUAGAAACGUCUUCUUCUCAGUCCUUAGAUCCUUUUUGAACAUAAAUUACUUUUUCAGGCAGUUUACUUUAUUUUAUUUUAAUCUUAGAGCAGCUCUGGGACUGAGCUCACCUUGAACAAAAGACAUAUCUAGACAGUGCUUUCAUUCUGUGUUGAGUUAUGAAUUAUAGCUUUGUUGCACAUAUUCUUAUUUUCUUUUGCCAGUUUUCUACCCACCACCCUCCCAAAUCAAAGCUUUACUAUUAAAGAACGCUUUAUUUUCUUUGAAAUGGCAACUGCAGCUAUAAUAAUGUGUGCCAGGGAUUUAUUUAAUCCAGAAGUGACUAAUAUCUGUUGGCAUUCUGUAAUAUUAAUUAUACUGUAUAGAAAGAUUGCUUCUGACAUAACUAUUCUUGUUUACUUUUUGUUCUUCUCUAACAGAGUUGUUUUACACCGAGCGAGCUCAUGUUAGAACACUCAAUGUCCUAGAUCAGGUGUUUCACCAGCGUGUGAUUCGUGAAAGUCUUUUAACUGCUGCAGAAACCCGUAGUGUGUUCUCCAACUUGGAGGAGAUCCUGCAGAUACAUGGUUAGUGGUCAAAGGGAAUAUCUGAACAGACAUCUUUGUUUUACUACAGCUUAGAUUUGUAGACUCAGCAUUGAAUAAUAGUACCCAGUGAGUCCAGGCACACAGGCUUGUGAAAUGGAAAUUUAUUUUACACCCAACCACCUUCAUAAAUAUACUUAUGUCUCCACCUAUAUCUAUUAAUAAUGAAUAAUGUUUUUACUAUACUGGCAUAGUUGAAGAAAAAAAGUCUUGUUCAUAUAGUAUUGACCUGUGGUAGGCUGCAGAAGCUUUAUGGAGACAUUACUUUGUCUUCGGGGGAGACAGCCACUUGAACUACAAUGUUUAACAUUGCAACACUAAGUGCAAUAGGGACACUGUACCCAGACCACUUCAAUAAGCUGAAGUGGUCUGGGUGUAUUUUUAAGUACACAUACCUAACUGACAUUGUAUCCAUUCAUAUAUCCAGAUUAGGGUUAUGGAUUUUAUUGUGCUAAAAAAAAUUAUGAAACAAACUAUUACAAGUUAGUCAAGGAAUGAAAACCGUACCAAUAAUUAAAUUUAGCAGAUUUAUAUCAUGCCGGAGAUCACUUUUACACUCUAACUGUAGAUUUCUGCUCUCUAUCAUGUCUUAUUGUCAAAAAUAAAUAUUAAGGCCAUGAUUUAAUAUUUUUAGAUACGAUUUUCAAAUUAUCACAAUCUGUUAGAAAAACUUUUCAAAUGAUUCAUAAAUCAUCAUUGAAGUCUAGCUUUUUUUUUGUGUAGAUAAAUCAUCUGAAAUUGUUUUUCGUAACAAAAUUAAAUCAAGGCCUAAAUUGGUAAAGUUUAUACCAUUGGUAACAUGUGGUAUUCUUUUAUUUGUGGUAAAGCUAUGGUAACUUAGCUUUAUGCAAAUAUUUAUUUUGCUCUCCCACCAAUCUGCAUGAUUAGUAAAAGAAAGAAAAUGGAAAGUUUCACGUUUUAUUACCCAAGUAACCUUGUAGCAUUUGUCAUUUUUUUCUCUAAAGACUACAAAUUAUUAAUGCACUUUCCACUCUUCUAAGUUGGUUUAAAUGAACAGAUGAAAGCUGUCCGGAAACGCUAUGAAACCUCUUUGAUCGGUCAGAUUGGUGAUGAUGUACUCAGUUGGGUAAGUUGACCUGCUGUUUAGUUGGAAGUUCUGUGCGUAAACCCAUGAAGUACACGUCAUGAUUUAUUCUCUUUUGAUCACAGUUCAGUGGACCUGAGGAGGAGAAACUGAAGCAGGCAGUUGCCACCUUUUGCAGUAAUCAGCCCUUUGCUUUAGACAUGAUCAAAUCUCGACAGAAAAAAGACUCAAGGUUCCUGACAUUUGUACAGGUGAAAGAAAUAAAAUAUGUGUAAAUGGAAUGCAAUCAUAUGUUUUCCAAAAAAAGUAGACAUUGGCUUCAGAUUUUAAAGUAAUUGGGGGGGUGGGAAUUGCUAGAUUUGUACAAGUUUGUAAACCAGAUAUCUUUUGUUGUGAUUUUAGAAGAGAUUUGAAAAAAAAUAAUAUAUAUAGAAUUACCAGCAGGGCAUUGUUGUAUUAAGACGUGCAAUUCAGAUUUGCCCUGACAGUCACUUAGAUAUCCAGUGUAUAUCAGGGUCCUGUAGUAAUCAAAACUACAAAACUAAUCAACUGUAAUCAAAAUUAACAGGGAACACUCUAACAAUAACAAAUUAUUGGCCAAUGAGUGAUUUGUGUGAUACUCCCUAAACAUGUGCAAGAGUAAAGCAUUGACAAAGUUUAGGGCAACUGAAGCCCUGACAGUCACUUAGAUAUCCAGUGUAUAUCAGGGUCCUGUAGUAAUCAAAACUACAAAACUAAUCAACUGUAAUCAAAAUUAACAGGGAACACUCUAACAAUAACAAAUUAAUUAUUUAUUAUUAAUGUCGGUGUUCCUAUACUUGCUAUAGCAUUUUAUUCUGUAUCACACAAUAACAUUUGCUUUUGUAACUGUGAUUUCCUUUCCUCUUUAUUCACUUCUCUUUAUGUAUCAUAUUUUAACCUCAGGUUCUUGUUUAAAUAAAGUUUAGUAUUAUUAUUUAUGAUUUCUUGUUUUGCCAUUACCUUUGAAUGAUUUAAUUUAGGAGGUAAUUUCAGUAAAGUGGGUUUCUGCCCUUGCCAGGUGGACUCCUUUACCUUAUUUGUAUGUAUUUUCUACAGCUUAAUGUAGUUGUUCUAGUAAGUAUAAUUAUUCCCUGCAAGCAUUUUCAUGCAAACAAUGGGUUUUAUAUAUAUAUAUUUAUUUAUUUAUUUUUCCAGUUUCUUUUCUUCCUGAUUUACCGCUUGUUAUACUGGCACUUUUAGUUGACAUUCAUGCUCAAGUGUGAAUCCUUGGUACUUUAAAGUGUAUUUCAAAUUUUAGGUCAAAGUAGCUGGCUUGGAGAAUUUUUGCAAUUUGACCAUUUUGACUAAACUUUUGAACCCAGCCUGAGAUCACUGAUUCUCUCUUUUUGUGAAUAACCCCGAUAGACUUACGGUCAAAUAUUUUGUUAUUCUAAGCUUCAUCAUCACGUUCAGCUCUUUAGUUAUACAGUCUUUUUUUUUUUUUAUCAUUUUAUGUUCCUUUAGCAUAUAUUGGUGAUGUUGCUUAUGUGCAUGUAAUUAUCAGUGAAAUAUAAUAACUCAUGUUUGACACUCCUUUGCAGGAUGCAGAGAGUAACCCACUGUGCAGACGUCAGCAGCUGAAAGAUAUUAUUCCAACUGAGAUGCAGAGGCUAACCAAAUAUCCACUUUUACUUGAUAAUAUUGCCAAGUACUCAGGUAAUUAUCUCAUUGCGGUUUUACGAAUCUGACAGAAUUAUCCACUGCCUCUUAAACAUACUUCAGUUUUUGACAUUUCCUUUACUAGCUAAGCAGAAAACUCUUCCCUCCCCCCACCACCCAUUAAUCCCUUUGGGUGUUCAUUUGAUUGAUAUCACACUGAAAUUCUACUUAUGGUGGACUGCGCAGUGAAAAUAUAUGUUUGUACAAAUAGACUUUUGUUUCUGCUUCUGUACGAUUGAUAGCAGGAAUGUUUGAGAACCUAUCCAUCAAAGUUUGAUUACAAGGGUAUAAGACAAAUUUUGAUUCUUUUUGGGUUCACCGUUUUUGUCAUUUGACAAGCUCUUUCCCUCUCAAUUUAGUAGUCUUUCUUGAUUCUCCUCUAUAAUUGAAUGUAUUUGAAAAAAAGAUCAGCCUAAGUAGGGCUCACAGGGGAUUAACAUGCUUUUCUGAAAGUCAUCCUGUCAUGGCAAAAUCACACAUUUUGUAAACUAAUGCAGUUUUAAGAAAGUUCUUGAUAUUCGUGUUGACAAUACUAUUGCAACUGGUAUGGGACUUCUGAAGGUGUGACACAUAAAUGCUAAAAAAAAACAAAAAAAACACACUAAUGAAUAAUCCAGAUUUUUCCAUUAUGCAGGUAUCCAAAAGUGUUUUCAGACAUAAUGUUGGAUACAACUCUACAACUGUAGCAUAACAUUUUUAGGGAGAUUUAUUCUUAAUGGACAAUGACACAAAUUAAUUUAUUUGGUCAUACAUAUCAAGGUAGUGUCCAGAUGCUGAUUACGUAACACACAUUUUGGCUGAAAAUUGAGGAAAUGCAUUAUCGGGACAGAAGCAGAGAAUAUUUUGGCUGAAUAAUGAGAAGAAGCAUUACAGUGACAGUAGCAUAGAGGGUAUAUUUUGCAUGCCUGGUAUGCUUUGUUUUUUGGGGGGGAUUUCAUUUACAACCUCUUUACACCACAAACAUUACAAUAUGUUAUGAUCAUUAGCCAUCUGCACACUAUUGUAGGUUAUAGCCAAUCUGGUUGAAUAUGGCAGUACAUUUCAGAUUUUUUUUUUACUUGUUUUGACUAUCCUUGUUUGCUCUUCAUCUCAGAUAUUGUCUGUCUUCUGAAUGGAUAUACCAUUCAGAAAAAUGCAGCAGGUUUAUCACAAAUAAAUAUCAAGAUCAAUCUUAUGGUCAGGCCAGUAGAGCUAGAAUGGCAAAACAGUCCCACAUUAUUUUUUCCCCAAGGACUUUUCUAGGUAAAGUCACAGAGAGCCUUCACAUGGAAUAACUAGAGUGAUCAUUACAAAUUAAAAGGAUCACAAUAACUGUGCUGUGGUGAUUUCUAUCAAUUUAUUUUGUUUUGAAGUCACAACCCAUGGCUUUUUCUGUUCUCCCUACAAGUAAAACCGUACAGACCUUUAUUCGUAGUUUUAAGUGUUUCUGGUCUCUUAAAUUGGAAUAUUGAUUGCCUCUUUAAAACUUAAGUUCUCUGUGGAAAAUCUAGAUCAGCUCUGCUAAUCAAUACCUUGGACUUUAAAGCUAUUGCAAGGGCUCUGCUGACUUGUCACCCCUUACCAUUCAAGCAAUGCUGCUUACAUAAACCACAAGGAGACAUAAGCACUGACAGAAAUGACAUGCAUCAUGUUCUCGGCAGGUUGAUAAUUCCAUUUCAGCUGUUUGAACCCCUAGGGCAGACUACUGAGAAGUUGAUUUUUUUUCAGUCAGCAAGUUUUCGCUAAAGGCAACUGACAUGAAAUAUAGGAAUUCUAAAGAUGGAUGUAGUCGAAAGCAGGCUCUACAGUCCUGCUUAACAUCAGGGAGCCAUUUAGUAUCUGUCACUGAAAAAAUGCAUUGUUAUUGUGUUUUAUAUAUAUAUAUAUAUAUAUAUAUAUAUAUAUAUAUAUAUAUAUUUCUAUAUUAUACACAGCUUUUCCUUUAUAUUUCUAACUUUCCAUACUGUGUGAAAUAUAGCAUGUGAUUUUGUUGUACAAUAUACAAUGUUCACUCUGCAUUGGAUCUAAACUCUGCUGAUAUUUUACAAAUGUAUUGUUAUCUAGUAAUUACAGAGACAGUUAAUUAUUACCCCACAUGUAUUGACCUGUAUUUUCUGGUGUGUCAUACUGUAGCACUAUACUGAAGGUUGUUAGUCAGUGGUUGGUAAGGUUAAAGCAGAUCCUGAUGUAUCUACUGUGUGUUGUAUAGUUGUGCUAUGCAUUUCCACGUUGGCUAGGCAUUCAGUGUGGCUGGCUCAGGUUGCAUUCUCUACAUUCUGAUUGUGUAAUCUGCUCUCCUGUGUGAGAAGUGAUCACUUGCAUAAUUCCUAUUCACAUGUCUUGUACCUGUUGCAAUGUUUAGUAUGCUGAUACUAAUGUUUAUAGUUAUAUGUGAUGUUAGUUGUGUAAUUAUACCUGAAAGACGUAGUAUAAUGUCCCCAUGAAUGUAUUUUGUUGUGAAAUAUAUUUACUAUUUGCUAGGCAAAGGCUAAGGCUGCUGAAUAGAUAAUGAAUAGGCCUUCACAGUGGCAUUUUUUUCUUCCUGUAUUGUGUUACUGUCCAUUGGUGGUUGUUUUAGAAGCUGUACAGGUGAUAGAUGCACAUUCCUCAGUUCUAUACUGAAUGCAUAUCAUUACCCUUUGGUCAUAGUGCUAUUAGGUCCCCACUGGUCUGUUUCCAAAAUGUACAUUUUGAUGAUUUGUGCUUGUAUUUAGUUCUCUUGUAACCUCCCCUUUUCUCUGAGGAUGAAAGAUCAGAUAUCCAUCCAAUAAAGUAACUAAUUGGCCCACUACAACAAGAGCUAUGUAUCUUGUUGAAACUGCAGAAACAUUAACUUCUAUCGGGCAUGGCCUGGAGAAAAACAUCACUGGAGGUUUCCUGAGAAACGAGAAGUAAUGUUCCACAUAGUGCGACAAGGACUAGGUCUUUUCUUUACAGCAAGAUGACAAGAUGCACACAUGACUUGAGAUGUCUGCAUGAGCUGUGAUUUAUCAUUCAGUUGAAUGAGAAUUAAUGGCCAUAUGCAACACAUCCAACAUUGACUUCUUGUUGGCUUGAAAAAUAAUGCAUGUGAAGGGGAGGUGACUUCUUUCCACUUGCAAAUGUUUUUGUCAUUCACUUAAAUGAGAACGCUGCUAUGUGGUUUAUGGAAAAUGUAUUGUACACUAUUUAGUGACAUUGUGAGUUGAAGUGGGCUGUUAGUGGGAGAAAAAAGUACAUACUUACAGCUAUGCUAAAUGUUUAUUAAACCAGUGAGAGAGGUCUUAUUGAGUUGUGACUCUCAUGGCCGACUUCAUAUUUGUAAAAUGUACAUAGAAUAAAUAGCAGCUGGAUUUAUAAAUAGAAUCCAGAUUGUGCAGAUUUUUUUUUUUUUCAUUGUCAUUUUAACUAAAUUUGAAAUACAUUUUGGUAAAGUGUACUACAGAUAUUAGACUUAACUCAGACACACAUGCUGAACUGGGUGUCCCGAUGCAUGUAGACUGCAGUUUUAUCGUCACUUCUACCUGCAAAUGAAUACAAUAAAACACUGUUUCUGUUUCGAGCUUAUGUACUUCUUAUUAGCUAAGUGUUCAUAUUUUAGUUGUAAAAAUGGAUCAGUCACCAAUUCUUCUGUUCUGCUGAACUAUAUACUAAAAUAUAUUCACUAGAAUGUUGAAAGUCACACAGUGUAAUAAGGUUCUCCAUUGAAGUGGGGAACAAGGUAAUUGUAUUGUUAGCAGUUAUCUUGGUCUGAAUAAGUACAGUGGGCAGCAGGGACACAGUUUUUGGUUCAGAACUUCUCAAGGCAAGAUUAGGUAGAACAUUUCAACUUUUGGAUUAACUUUUAAAUUUUAACUUUCGAAUUAACUUGAGAAUAGUAUUAACUAGAAUGUAUAUUCAGUAUAUUUGGAUGAUCUACAUUUGGUACUUCUAGUUAUGAACUCCAAAUCUUUUACAUCUCGAGUGCAUUAAUUCAGUGAAACUUAAAGGGGCACCUCAGCAAAUUAUAUAUUACUGUAACUGUAAUGACCGCACUGCUUUGUUUUCCUUUCAACAGACCGGCAAGAUGAGAAGGACAAGAUUAAAAGGGCAGCAGAACACUGCCGGCGGAUUUUGGAUUAUGUGAAUCAGGCUGUAAGAGAAGCAGAAAAUAAACAGGUAUCCAUGCAAUCAAUGCUUUACCUUCCCAGUCAAUGGUAUUUCUAGGGCUAUUUAAGGCUAAACAAGAAAACACAGCCUUACCUUUCCCAUUAUGUAAGGAUCAUGCAGUUCAGGAAUAAGUUUUAUAGAAAUAUGUAGGAAAAUACUUUUUCUUUAUACUACCCAUUCAACAUUAAGAAUACUUUUUUUGUUGUUUUUGUUUUCUAUAAGUUUUCAUUUUAAUUUCUGAGCACAUCUUCCAAACAUGUUUGAAAUAUUAUUUGCUUUUUUACUUUAUAAAUAAAAUCAAUAAAAAGUUUGAACAAAGGACAACUAAUGUUGUAAUUCAGUGAUAUCUCUAGAAAUAAUGCUUACUUGCAGUGUUCAUUUCCAUGGGCUCCCAAAUGAUAUCACAAGAAGACUUAUAUUCUGGUUCCUGUGUUACUUAUGCUCCUAAUAGUUUGCUGUCAUUUUGUUUUGGCAGAAAUUAGAGGAUUACCAACACAGACUGGAUCUAUCCUAUUUGAAGCCAGGAGAGUAUCCUAUGAUUGAUGAAUUACGAGUAAGUCAUUUUCUUUAUCGUCUUCAGCACAAUAAUGUUACAUGCUGCACUGAAAUGGCAGUUGUGAAUAUUCUAUUUUUCAAAUGCUUAUAUCUAAUAGUGCAUAGAGUGACAAUGAUAUUAUUAUUUUAUAAAGUUGAACUAAUCACUGGCAAAAUAUCUCAAAGCUUUUUGUGGAAUAUAGAAAAAGUGCAUUAAUACACUGUUAUUUGGCUGCUACAUAGCUAGUCAAGAUGUUGAUUCUCCUUGUUUCUUACCCAUGAUUUGUUAAUUAAAAAUAAAUUGUUUAAUUUUUCAUUAUGUAAAUGUUGAAAAAACUUAACCUUGGCAUUUCCGUAUUUUGGACAGAGUCUUGAUUUAACCAAAAGGAAGAUGAUUCACGAGGGUCCUUUAGCGUGGAAAGUAAAUCGAGAUAAGACGAUUGGUAAGCCAAUUAAAGAGUGUAUUUAAUUGAAUCAUCAUUCAAUUAUUUAGAUAUAUAUAGUAAACUGGCCACUAGGUUUGUUUGUGUGUAUUUAUAUGUUAUAAUAUAUAUAUAUAUAUAUAUAAGUUCAAAAUAUAUCUAAUAUAUAUAAAAGUUAAAAAAAAAAUAUAUAUAUAUAUAUAUAUAUAUAUAUAUAUAUAUAUAUAUAUAUAUAUAUUAUAAGUUCAAAAAACACUUUUUGUGUGUCCUGAUGAAAGCUCCAACCGGGAGUUGAAAUGUUGACCGUCCUGGAUUGACUGUAAAAUAAUCGACUCUGCAAAGCCUAGAGUGCCGGUAUUUUUUUGAACUUAUAAUAUUAUUGUGACUUGGCACCGGGUAAUAACAUUUUUUGUCAGUUGGAAUGCAAGAGUUUCAAUUUAACCAUAAAUAAAUAAUUAUUAUUAUUAAAAAUGUACAAACUAAACCUUCUGAAGCACAUUACAAUCCAGAUACAAAGAAAUAUAAUGCAGGGUUUUCUGGGUGGCAUAUCUGGGCCCUAAGAUUAACAAAGGGGUUCCUGGAAACUUCUCUCUCAUUCACACCCUAACCUUUUAAAGUUUUGGGUAAAAAUAAGUAGUCUCUUAAGACCUAUAGCCCAGGUUUAUUGGUUUAGAGGUUUAUAUAAAGAUGUGUUCCUAACACUAUAUUGUUCAUGUAACAGCCCUUCAAAUAAUUUCUCAACUACAUAUAUUAAGCUCACAGAUUUGUAGUUUCCAGAUUGAGCUUUUAACUUUUUUUAAAUUAGACACCAUAUCUGCUUUUCUCCAAUCCUCUGGUACAAUUCCUAAUACAAUUAACUCUUAAUAAAUGACCAGUAUCCUGGCCCCGAGUAUUAACCCUAUCCAUUAGCUAAGGGCCCCAAACACAUAGCUUGCAAUCCUCAUAAAACACCCGCUCCACAAAAAAUGACAUAUGGCAUACUUGCACCUUUCCUUGUUAGAAGUAUUCAGUAUGGAGUCUCUAUAACCUAAAAAUAAAUCACUGUACAACCCUGCGCAAGUCUCAUUCUUUUGAGACUUGCUUGGUUAUGUUUUCAAAUAAUCCAAAUUUCAACCAAUCUUUGUACUCCCUCAAAACUUAUUAUAUCCCACAAUCCUUAUUAUUUAUCAGAUUAGGAGUUUAGCACCUUGCAGCAGUUUCACUCAUCAGAUAAUAUGAAUACAACUGCUGUCUUCGUUCACGGUGGCUGCUAUCAGCAUAUUGCUUGUUUCUUUCUUUCUUUUCUUUUUUGCAGCUAUAAACCCAGACAUGCAACAUUUCAGUGGAAGUUGAGACUUCUCUAGCAUGCACCCACCAUACAUGUUCUGAGUGAAUAAAUGGGCUUCCAGCCACUGAAUAUGUUUGCUGCAGUUAUAACACAACCAGGGUUAUUUACUAAAAUGAGAGUUGUCGGGAAUGCAAAGAGAAUUCAAAGUGAAUUUCAAAUUUAAGGCCAAAAUGGCCCAAAGGAAAACAGAAUUGACUUUGAGAAUAUUCUUGAUUUGGCUAUUCAUUCCUACAUUUUCAAAUUCAUUUUGAAUUAGCUUGGAAUUCACAACAUUUCUCACUUUGGUAAAUAACCUUGAAUAUGUGCACCGCAGCGUAUGAAAGGAACUUAAGAUUUUGUUUGUCUGUUUUGCCUUUUUAAUGUGAGUUUUAUAUACCAAAAAGUAUGUAUUCUGUUAGUCAUGUAUCACUUACACAUUUUCUGCUCACUUCAUAUAGGAACUAUAAAUAAAGUUUUAGUGACCUAAACUCUUUAUGACUAUAAAUUGUUCUUUUCUAUUAAAUAUUGGGUUAGAAUUACAAUAUUUUCAUUAAAAUGACAUCAAGAAUAAUCCACAAAUAAUCAGAAUUGCACAAAUAUACUUUGUAUUGAAUAAGAUAUAGUAAAAUACAUAUCCAUAAAUAGUAGCUGUCCGUUCAGCUAAAGCAUAUUUUUGCCUAUGGUGGGAUUAGUGUGUUCUGAACAAGAAACAGUAUCACUGUGUUUUGCAACAUUUUUCAAAUCUAGUAAUUUGCACCUUCCCAAGCUAAAACACCAAAUAAGCUAAAAGCAAAAAAUGAGUUUUUGCAUAGGUCUUACUCUGUUAUAACAAAUGUGCAGCAGUAGGCCAAGGCUGAAAGAAAUAGAACUUAUUACUUUAAAGUAAAUGCUAAAAACACCAAACAGUGCCAUGCUAGACUUCAUACUUUUCGCAAUCAGCAAAAAGCUUUUUGGUAUCUGACUCUGGUAGUCAGACUAGCAAAUGUUUUUUUUUUUUUUUUUUAUAAAAUAUCAAAAGUUCAGGAAAAGUGUAAGGAUUACAUUUGCUCUCAAAACGCCAUAACCACUGCAGCCAGCUGUUGUUGUUUUGAUUUGUUAAGCUGUUUUAGGAUGGCCUAACAACUUACCUGGUUCCCACUUGGUAGACAUAGCCACAUGCCCUGCAUACCCUAGCUCCAUAUUGCUCAUCUGUGAGUGCAGUCCUGUAUCAGUCUUGACUAGCUCAAUAAAGACAUUGAACGGGAGAAGCAGGAUGUGGCAUAAGCCCCCAUCAAGCCCAUAUUUUUCUACAUUGUUUCUGUGGGGCCCUCUUCAGUGGGCUGUAGUGGUUAUGGUCCUUGGAAUUCUACUUUGACUUUAACACACAUGCUUAGCCAAUCUUCUGAUUCCACAAAGAUGCAAGUAUUGCAUUUUCAAAUAAUGAUUGAUGUACCUUUCUUAUAAUGCAAAUGUAUUCAUAUUUUACUUCAUAGUCAGUAUCUGUGUUUGGUGUCUUGAGAGAUCAUGAUAUCUGAUAUUCUUGAAAAGAAUGUGUGUCUUUUCUCCCAUAACUCAUAAGCUCAUGGCUGUCACAUUAUUGCUUUAAUUCCUCAGAUCUAUAUACCCUUCUUUUGGAGGACAUCCUGGUUUUGCUUCAGAAGCAAGAUGACAAACUGAUUCUUAGGUGUCACAGCAAGAACCUGGCCUCCACUUCAGACAGCAAACACAUAUUCAGUCCCGUUAUCAAGCUCAGCACUGUAUUAGUACGACCUGUGGCGACUGGUAAGUCAUGUAAAGCUCAUUUGUUAUUUAUUUUAAAAUUUAAACAGGUAUAUACAUUGGUCAUUAUUUUUAUAUGAUUACAUUUUGUUUAGGAGCCAACCUGAAGUUUUCUUAAGAGCCACUGAAGAGCUUGAUACAUAGAUAAAAAUAUGUAAUUUCUAUUACGUGUCUUUAAAUGGAACAAUAUUGCAAUUCACUUAACCUGUUUUAUUAUAAAGUUAUCCAGACAUUUUCCGUGUGUGUGUGUGUGUUUCAUAGCUAUAGACACAAAAUAUGCUUAAAAGAAUGAACACAUUGCUUAAUGUCAGAACUUAUAGAUUACUCAAAAAAGUUUUCUUAUUGCUAGCUGGGAUCUUACCCAUCCUAUUUCCCAAAUUAUAUGUUUUAAUUGAAGCCAUCAGUCCACAAAGUGUUGUUAAAGUAAAACUCUAAACACCUAAGGCACUUUAGCUCGCUGAAGUGCUUUAUGUGUGAAGAGCGCAUUCCCUUUUUUCUUCCCAGUUACAAAAAAGUGCAGAUUUCAAUAGAAAUUGCCACUUUCAUUAAGUACUUGUGUUACAUCCCCUUGGCUGUCAGUCCGACAACUGGUCCUGUUACUUCCUGUUUGUUUAGCCUAGUGGAACUAAACUUAAGAAAGGCAUUUGCCUAGAGCAUCUGCCUUGCAAAGACUUCUCAUUGAACUGAAAUGGGAAGUCUGUGAUUGGGCAGCUUCAGAAAGUCUGGCCUGGAUUAGUAGCAUGCAAAGGCUGCAGACAAAUGAUCUACAGACUGUUUACACCCAAUGAAAUAGUAAUUUAUUUAGUGCUUUUUAGAAGUCAAAGUGGCUGUAACCCACACAUCCAAUCUUCUUGAAUUAAUUUGACAACAUGUUUGCCUAUUUCAUUCUCAAAAUAGCUUUUUGAAGUAAUUAGCCUAGCUUUUCACAAACCUAUCCCUACCUAUUCUGUGCGUCCUAUAUUCUAAAAACACCAAACAGUGCCAUGCUAGACUUCUAAAAAGUACAUAAAAAUGGUUAAGUAAGUAUACUUGUGUAAGAACCUGGAAUGCAUUACCUGCAGUACAGCUUCAAUAUGGCAACAGAAUGUGAAAAGAAUUUCUGUAUUUGAGAAUAAUGUCCACGUAAAUACAGUUAGAUGAUUUCUAGAGUGAAGAUAUUUAAAAAGUGCUGUUGCAUUGUAUUACUCUCUUAAAUGCUAAUUCACUCCUCCCCCUCCCUGAUUGUAGGAAUUGUUGGACUAAUUGGACAUUUUGUUUACAGUUUUCUAAGAAGAGGGCAGGCAUUAAAUAAGUAUUUAGUCAAGAAAUUAAAUAAGUAACUAGUGGUUUUUUUUCAGGCAGAGUAUAAAUUAAGAUAAUUGAGGCUUUAUCGACAAACUUUUGUUGUGCAAAGUACAUGAAAGUAAACAUUUUUAUAUUCCAUUCUGGAAGUGAAGAGGUUCAUCUAGAGAUCUCCUUGAGCGAACAGCAUACCCUUUAAUGAAAAGGAAUGUAUGUUUUUUACAGGUUUUAUCCAACCAGUGGGACACUACUUAUUUAAAAAAAAAAAAAUUCUUUCAAUUCUGCUUUUUGUUGCCUAUGGUAAAAGCAGCAUAUGUUAUGUAAAACAUUCCAUUACUCAGAUAAUUAGUAGGAUUACUUUUUUUUAAGUAAGUGGUCACCUCCUAUUGUUUCAUUAACUUGCAGCAUGAUAGAUGAUUUAAUUUUUCAUUUCUUAGUUUAAGAAAUUAAUUCAAACUUUCACCAUAAUUACAAGGGUUUUUUUAUUUUUAGCUACAAGCAAAUUUAGUGAUACUGUUGUAAAAAAUAAAAACCUGACAACAGUGAAAUUACCUGGACUUUGUGAAAUGAAUUGCUACUUGCAAAGAUACAUCAUAGCCACAGAAAAAUGAAAUUCCCUUUCAAUAUAAUAAAGCUUUCAGGAAGAAAAUUAGCCUUACCAUAGUCUGCCAAAGUCUCUUUUACGCUUCCCGAAGGGUAAAAAAAAAGGCAAUUAAGGAAGUCUUAAAUCCUCAUUAAGCACGCAAGACUUUUCUAGAUAGUAAUACAUUAAUUAAAGCUUGACUUUGCUGGAACAUUGAAAUAAUACACACAAACAACUAAAUCAUAUAAUAUAUGUUGUGUUACUCCAUGGAUUUAGCAAUGUAGAUCUGCAACUUUAAGGAGGGUAGUUAGAUUAGACAGGUGCUAAUAUGCCUUGUUUCUUGUUCCAUGUGGUGCUCCAUAGUGGUCAAAUAAACAUUGGUAUUUUGAUUAAACACUCAUGCAUACCUUUUUCAUGCCUGUAUUUUUUCUUCUUACCAAUUCCAUGUACUCUUUGGUGGGUGGGGGAGGGGGUUGUCUUUCUCUUUCUCCUUCUGUAUCUCCUUAUGUACAUUUUGUGUCAAAAAUGUUAAAUAAAGAUUGAAAAAAAAAAAAAAAUACUGAACAACUGUUCCCAUGUGCCAUGCAGUGUCAGAGUUAAUGUAUAUAUGAAAAGUUCCACAUGGGCUCCAAGUAACACAUACCAAGAACCCGGGGCUAGUCUUUCUCAUGGCCAACUUGCCAUUAAACAUUCCAGCUCCCUGUUCCCCAGUGCUGCAUUAAAGUACAUGAAGAAUGUCAUUAAGAAAGCCUUAAAGUAGUUACUCAUGAUUGUAUCUUUUGAAGUGGUCAUGGUUCCUGGAGUUGUCUGUAUGUGCAGAGUUUCAAUAUGAGUAUGGCGUUAUGGUCUUUUGCUGUUGGAGGUGUAACUUCAUCCACGGCAGCGUCAUUUGGGCCUAAUUAGGCUGCCAGGAACAAGAGUUUAGGGGUGGCUAAUGUCAAUUCUGUCCACAUUUUUAUGCACGAUCUCAGCUGACGCUCUUAGCCAAUGAAUGGUUCUGAGUGGAUUGACUUCAGAGUUAUGCAGCUUUGCAAAAGCUGGAAGUUUAUCACCAGUGCUGAAAGCCUUGGAGCCUGGCAGAAACUUGGGUAAGAGGCUUGCCCCAUUACCGGAGUACAUGGCCAGGGUACUCCUGACACAAUAACUUCGGCGGAUUGUAGUGGUUAUGAUGCUUGGAGUUACCUUUAAAAUUUUCAUUACAACAUUGUAUUGUAAACGCAGAAAAUAAAAAAGUAGUUUAAAAGUAAGAAAUAAAAAAACACAUUUUUGUUGUUUAUGUCAAUUAUUUAUAUUUGAUUUUGCUUAUUUCUAGGAUUACCCACUUUUCUGGGUACCAAUCUCUUGUGUUUUUGGUAUUCUCAAUGCCAAUUUUCACCUAGUGUCCUAGUUGUUCACCAAAACAUUUCCAAAAAAAUUAAUCAACAAAGUAAUUUUUUUGAAUUAGUAGGCAAUUUGUAAUAUUCCACUGUGGAUGUUUAUAUCAGGACUAGCUGACAUUUCAGCUUCUUUUUUCUUUUCUGUUAUCUUUAGUGCAGCCAAAUGCUUACUAAGAAUCAUGGGACAGUGUUUUGUUAAUUAAUGAGGUUUUAAAAAAAGAAACAAAAUCCAUCAAACUAAACUUUUCCAAAGAUUUAUCUUCAGGGCUGCUUGUCCUUCAGUGCCAUGCUGUUAUACUGGACUUAAUUGAAACCCAAUUAAUUAUAAGAAUACUUUAUAACAUGGGAAACAAUCAUAGCAGAAGGAAAACAUGCUACUUUACAAUGUUAAAUCAGAGCUGUUAAGUCAAAGCUGGUUUCACAUGGCUUCAUAGAACAGCCUCUUGCUGCAGCAACAGCUAGACAUCCGGUAUGAACAUUACCAUAUCUUCUCUUUUAAAUGUCACAGAUUCUCUCUAAACCCAUUUCUUUUCUUUUCACAGAUAACAAGGCUCUGUUUGUAAUAUCCAUGUCUGAAAAUGGUGCUACAAUUUACGAGCUAGUUGCAAACACUGCUUCUGAAAAAAAUGUGUAAGUUGUUUCCCCUUUAAGCCCCAUUUCUCAUACUGACAUACAUACUUAUGUAUGGCACACAAGAUACUCUAGCACCAUUUUAUUUUAGUUUUGUUUUAUCUUCUUUAAUCACUGCAUCAUAAGCCCUUAAGGAUUCUGAUCUUUUCCCUAAAGUCCCUGUGCUAAUAUGGAAUGUCCUGCAUGUUUUGCAUUUUCAGGUAUAUACUGCCAUGUGUUUGAAAAAUAAGUGAAAAAUUAAAUUAUCAAAAUUCAUUUUGAUAUAGCAUCUUUAAAGGCCUGUUUGUUAUGAUGUAUUACUACAUCACUGGUUAUUAAGCUGUUAAGGUAAUACCAUUCAUAAAUUAUUUAUCCUAUUAAGGUAGGACAGUGCCCUGAACCUUCAGGCAUCAAAACAACAUCAUUAAGAUUAAGUUGUUAUGGUGUCCACAGUGUUCCUUUUAAGUUGCAUACUUACACCCAGUGUAUAUUCCCUCAGCACUAAUUCAAGUGAAUCAUUGAUGGAGGUUUUUACAAAUGGGAUUAAAAGCAGACAGGAAAUCCAAUCUUUCAAGCAGAAAUUCCAACUUUCAACAUGAAACAUUGGCUGUUUUGUAUGCUAAGCAAUUUUGUUUGUGGAAGAACACUCUUGUGCUUGAUAAUUUAAGUUAUUAACCAAAUAUGGGCUGAACAUUCAUGUCAAAAUAGGACUCCCUCAGUCCGAACUGCACACAUUUGUUACCUGCAGUACUGGCACUUUUGUGCCACACUUGAAGCAGCAAAUUAGGCAAAGAGUGUAGCCACACUCGUAUGGUAUCCCAAAAAAUAUCACCAGGCAGUUCCAUGAAAAGGGAUUAUUUGUUCAUAUUUCAUUUCAUAAAAGCAGAAAAACAGACCACAUCAAGUGCAGCUUCAAAAAGCUGCUAAGGAAGUGUCGGUAGUUAAUGCGAAACGCAUCCAGUUUCCCUAAAGUUCUUUACUCCCAAUCCCCUUCCCCUAUUGUGGGAGUCUUUUAUUAUCUUUUCAAUCUCUGUGAGGAAUACAGUGUGGGAGUGUGUCUUCAAGCUAUAUUACACUAUUUUAUCUAGUUACCACUUUUACAUGCUCUCCUUGUUUUUGCUGGGGUUUUUUUGUUUUUUGAAACGUUUAUCCUUUUUACCACUUUUUUGCAUAUGUGACAAAUCGAAGUGGAUUUAUAAUUUUCAGAAUAGUAAAACUGGAAAAGUCCGUUAUGCUUUCAGUUAGGCUACUAUGGACUUACAUUUGAAAAUCACUUUAAAUUCCCACUUUAGUAAAUAGCUCUGUAAGUGGCUAUUGCCAUUUGCAUUUUGCAAAAUGGCAUAUGGUAACAUAUUCUACCACAUAUCAAAAGUUACAUUUCUUAUAGUUUUCCUUUAAUGGCAAUUUUUGUGCACAACAAAAACGUUUUAGAAUGUAGGAUAAUUUUGAACAUUGGCAACACUUGAAUUUGCACCUUCACUAACUGACUUGAAUUUCUCCUCAACCCAGAUGGCAGGACCUGAUAGCAAGGAUGGCUGCUUCAAGGAAGGUGGAGGAUAAUAGGCCAGUAAUUCCUUUACCUACCGUUUCCACAGCGAUCACUAGUGUGUAAGUUGUGAAAGGAAAAUGCAAAACUUCAAGAUGCAAUGUUAUUAAAUAUAGCUACAUGAAUGUAUCGCAGUGUGCUAGGCAUGAGAGUGCUAAAAUAUUAAUGACAAAUCAGUGGAAACAUGAACUUUGUGCUGAUCCUAUGCAUGUUAUCAGACUGUGUGGCAUAUAGAAACAAUUGGCGUUAAUAGGUUAGUGCAGGCCAGUCGUAAGUGACGUGUUUUUACCGAGACAAAUAGUGGUAAAUAAAAGAGUGGAAUAUUUGAAAUGUGUAGACAGUUGAAGGAUCAGUAAACAAAAUGGAGCAAAGAGAAGCAUUGGGAAGGGAGGAUCAAUCUGUCUUUUUAUGUUCUUAAAGUAUUCACUGCUGACACGGCCAUCUUACUUUUUUACCAUUAGUGAAGAAUCAGAACAUGGGAACCAGCAGAAAGUGGACACUGUAUGUACUCCAGACCAUACCUCCUCCCUGCAUUGUUCAGGUAUGUAUUGCAAAUGUAGCUUUUGACUUCAAUCUGAAAACUUGGAGAUAUACUGUAUAGGAUAGUAAUAUAAUUAUUUUAAUGUUGCUGUUCUAGAAAUAAAGCAUUUUCAUAACAAGGACACCUUGCACUAAAUGAAACCCUGUUCUCAGUUAUUUCUAUAUUUUCUAUUUCACAUAGGCAAAAACCCAGACACUGAGGCAGUAGUUAUGCCUAAAUAUUUUUCUCCACCUGAUACACCUGAAAAUGACGUUUCACAAACUACAGGACAUGACACAUUUAAUCUGCACAAAAUGGAGUCACUUCCCAAGCCAAGUCCUGCCUCUUCUCACCAUUCAUCAGAACAUCAUCGGGCUCUGGAUGCACUCCACAACCGUGAGUAGAAUUCCACUCAACUAAACACUCUUUUUGCACAUAAUGCUGAAUAUCAUUAAUAGGCAAAAAGAAAGACACUAACCAAAGCCUCUGAAUAAUUGAACUUUUUGAUUUAAUUUGUUACUAUCCUAAAAUAUGUUAAAAUUAUUUUUCCUCUUGUCAUAUGCUCAUACUCAUAUGCAACAAUUGGCAUAGUAAUCACAAGGGCAAGCAAUCAGAACAAAAGAAAAGAAAAAAAGGAGAGAAAAUUAAAUAAUUGAAUUAAAAGAGAAGGAGCCACAGACCCUGUGUAUGUAUAAACAACUUGCCAGUUUGCCCACACUUUUUUAAACCUAGGCAUUACUUUGAUUAGUCUAUAUGACAUUUGUUCCUAACAUCUUGUAUAUGUUAAAGAUUCCUACACCAUCUCUUUAUUAGUGGGCUCUGAUUGUUUUCAAAGCAGUACAAUAUUAUGUUUAGUUGCUAUAAGUGUAAUGUAAGUGAAUAUUAAUUGGUACUGAAUAUAAUCUAAUUAGGUUUUACAAUACUGCAGAGCCAUUCAUUUCUGCUUAAUUCAGCUGUUACUUUUUUUGCAGUUGGCUUACUGAAAAAGUUACUAUUACAACAACUAAUGCUCGUUCAAAAGGAAGAAACUGAAAACUUCCAGCGCUUCUGCAGUCGAAAGUCUCGUGAGCAUGUAAGGAAAAGUGAGAGCCAGCUGAGAGCAGUACACAAUCGCCAGCAUAGGGAAAGUGAUGAUCAGUACUCAAGUGCUGCGCCCCAUUUGGAAAAAACAUGUGCAGACAGACAAUAUGACAAUAGUGCCACAGAGUUUGUUGGAGGAACUAUUGAUUAUGGUGGUGAACCUGUUUUUGAGCCUCACUUUGAAGAGCACGCAGAGAUUCAAUGUAAAGCAAAAGAUACAGAAGAAACACAAUUCAGGAUUUCAGGUUAGUGUUGAGUAUCCUAAACUGGAUUGAAACUGGUUUCAAUGGCCACCUCACAACCCGUUCUCGUCAUUGGGAACACUUGGUGCCUGGAAUGGAGAACAUUUCAUUUGCAUAGAUGAUAUAAAAUGUGUAGCAUUUGAAAACUAUUCUUAUACUUCUUUUUUUGUCAAAGAUGUCAAACCGAUAAAUACAUUUUUUUUUUUUUUUUUUGCAGGAAAGUAUCUGAUUCUGGAUGGCUAUGAGAAAGUACAAGAGAGCUCUACAGAUGAAGAUUUAUCUGGCACAGACCUUUUAGCACAACGCACCCCACCUGAUGUAUCAGCUUCUUCUUCACAUGUUGGUGAAAGACUGGCAGCACCCAUCAGUGAGCACCUUUUGCCUGAGCCUUCUUCUGACGUAUUUAGCCACAUGCUUCAUUAUAUAGCAAAUAUUGAGUCAGACCUUCAACAACUGAAGGUGAGCACUGUAAAAACACAAUGUACAAACUUUUUUUAUUGAAAAUAAAUAUCAGUCUGACAAUUUAUGUUGGCACAAGCUUGUAGAGAGAGCUCCAUGAAUUAUGGAAAAUCAUUCCUGUCAAUGAUGUAAUGUGCAUAUUAAAACCCAGCGUUUACUUCUCUGGAAGUGCCAUUUUCUUUCUCUAGUAUACUCUGACAUGACUAGAAAAGUGGAGGUAAUGUCCAUACAACUUCAAUGUUUAGGGUGACAUCACCCUAUGAUCUGUGCUUGGUCAUGCAGUCUCUGGCAUCUUUAGAGACACACAGUACAAGCACAGUAAAUCAUAUUGUGCUGCAAGGUUAUGGGCAGAUAGGCAUACAGUGUACAUUACAAAGUAAGAAUUGUUGAAGUUUUCAUUGUUCAUAUAUUUUACUAGUAACAAUUCUAUUUUAAAAUAAAAUAAAAAUGCAAGAAUAUAUGUUGGCAUGAGAAAUCUAUCCAUUAAAAUAGCUAGCUGAGCAGAUUUUACACCUCUUUGUCAUUGUAUUAGCUAUUACUUGCACAUUUUUCAAAUAGUAGAUGAGAUGUGUGGACUUCUGUCCCGUCAUGCAUAAUAUUGUGUUUUCUUUUUAAUGUUCUAGUAAAUAUAAAUAUAUAUAUAUAUAUAUAUAUAUAUAUUAUGUGUGUGUAUAUAUUUUGAUUUGUCAAAAAAAAAUGGUGCUUCUAUAUUCAUGACAAGAUAUGAAUGCAAAUUUAGUUGCAGUAUCAUACAGGCUCCUGUUUUACAUUAAGAAAAAUAAAGUAAUAAAACAAUAGUAUUGAAGGAGCACAGAUUAUUGCCAGUCUACCUACACAUUGGUACAGUACCAGGAGCAGGUGGUAUAGAGCAGGGCUUUAAAAGCAUGUAUUGUCCAUGACAUAUUCACCAGGGGUGAAUUUCUGUUCGGUGUGACUGAAGUUCCAUUUGCCAAUGGCUAGUGGCAAGUGGAAAUAUUGAGCCCUGCUCUAGAGUAAUUUGUGAGUUAGAUAUAUUGAGUAGGAAAGGAGACACCACCCUCACCACAUCAGUCUUACAGAAACCUCCAUUGUCUUGACCUACAGCAAUUCUCCACCAACCUCCAAACUCUUCUUUCACCCAUCUCAAAUCUCACCUGCCUGAACACUGCAACAUCCCUCUACAACUCCACUCUCUCCUCUCAAAUAGACCUCAUGGCACCUCCUACACGAAGCUGACCCGAUACUUCCAAAAAUGUUCCAGAACUGCAACUGCUGAACGCUGCUGACUUCCUCACUCUGCGUCUGACUUCCUCCACUAUAAAUGUAUCAUGCUCUCCUACAUUCUGGCUCUUUCCUCUUCAAAAGAAAACUAUUUCAAUACACUCAUAAACACAUUCUCCCGCGAGCCCAAACGACUGUUUCAUGCUUUAAAACUCUCUUCUGUGCCCUGUCGUGCCUCCUCCUAUCAACUUGACCACCACAAAUUUUACAACUUACUUCUUAAUCUGAGAAGAUUUCUAUAGUCAGGGAAGAGAUCUCUCAUCUCUUUCCAUCCACUACAAACCUUUCCCCUAACCACACUCCCUCAGCCCCUUAUGCUCAUUUGCACCUGCUACAGCAGGAGAGGUUUCUGCUCUGCUCCGUUCCUCCCGCCCCACCACCUGUUCCCUCAAUCCUAUUCCCUCGUAUCUCAUCUGCACUUUGUCCUCUUCUCUUGCUCUGCCUCUCACUAAAAUUUUCAAUCUCUCCCUCUCCUCUGGCACAUUUACUCUAAACUUCAAGCAUGCAACCGUAACCCCGAUUCUAAAAAAGGCCAACCUUGACCCUAAUUCCCCAUCCAACUGCCGCCCUAUCUCGCUACUGCCGUUUGUCUCCUAGAGGGUUGUGUAUACGAGAUUGACAGACUUCCUAGAAUCCAACUCUCUGCUUGACCCACUUCACUUUGGAUUCCGCACUCUUCACUCUGUUGAAACUGCUGUGACCAAAGAAUACAAUGAUCUUAUCUCUGAAAAAUCCCAUGGCCAUACUCUGUCCUAAUUCUCUUCGACCUUUCUGCUGCUUUUUACAUGGUUGAGCAUCAACAGCUUAUUCUCAUCCUCCGUAAUCUCGAUCUAUGAGAUACCGCUCUCUCCUGGUUCUCUUUCUAGCUCUCCCAGCGCUUAUUCAGUGUUUCUUACUUGGGUUCUGCCUCUUCUCCCCAAUCGCUCUCUGUUGGUGUUCCCCAAGGGUCUGUCCUUGGUCCCCUACUGUUCUCAAUCUACGCUGAUUCCCUUUGGUAAACUCAUCAGCCCCUUUGGCUUUCAGUAUCAUUUCUAUGUGGAUGACAUGCAAAUUUAUCUGUCCUUCCCUGAUUUCUCACCACCCCUUUUGACUUGUGUCUCUGACUGCCUCUCUGUUAUUUCCAACUGGAUAGCUGCUCAUUUCCUUAAACCUGUCCAAAACAGAACUUCUGGUCUUUCCUUCCUCAAGUGUUGCUACUCCCUUGUCUGUGUCCCUCCAAGUUAAUGGCACUACCAUCCGCUCUACCUCUAAGGCUCUCUGCCUGGGUGUUCUCUUUGACUCCGACCUCUCCUUCAUCCCUCAUGUCCAAUCAAUCGCCAAAUCCUGCCGCUUCCAUUUUAAAAAUAUUGGGCACAUCAGACGGUACGGCAGAGGUGCUUGUCCAUGCCGCUGUCCUCUCUUGCCUUGACUACUGUAAUACACUUCUCCAAACAUGCCCCGUUACAGUCUAUAAUAUAUGCGGUGACGAGGCUCAUCUUCCUGACCACAUCAGCCAAUGUAGGGACUCCCCCCUUUUUUAGUCCCUACAUUGGCUUCCUGUAAGAUAGAGGACUCAAUUUAAGAUCCUGAUACUUGUCUAUAAAUCCCUACACAAUGCUGCUCUGACUGCUUAUCCUCACUAUUACACAAAUAUGUCACAUCUAGGACCCUACGCUCUUCUGGAGACCUACGUCUAACCUCUGUUCGUACUCCUACCUCUGAUGUUCACCUGAAAGACUUAUCUAGGGCAGCACCAUUCCUAUGGAACGCCCUUCCCCUCUCUGUUAGACUUUCACCCAAUCUCCACUCCUUCAAAAAAUUCUUGGAAAACGUAUUUCUUUAGAAAAGCAUAUUAAUUAAACUGUGAACAGCUUUCCCUCCCUGCACCCUGAUUCCUCUCCUGAAACUUUCAUCAAAACAAAACUAUAAGCCCUCAAUAAACAAUAUCCUAGCAACCUACUUUUCUACUCUACCCUUACCUUUUGUGUCACUAUACCACGCUCCCUCUAGCAUGUAAGCUCAUUGAGCAGGGCCCUCAAUCCCCUCUGUUCUUGUAUGUCCAACUCGUCUGGUUACAAAUACUUGUUAGUUCACCCAUUGUACAGCGCAACGGAACUUGUGGGCGCUUUAUACAUAAUAAUAAUAAUGAAACCUGUUGGGUAUCAAAAAAUAAAGUGUUGGUAAUGUGUGUAGGAGGCAGUGAAAGUGCUUGCUCCCCAAUUGUUCAGAUGACGCUCUUAGUGCUUCGCCUGGUAUUACAUGAAGCAAUCCAUAGCUCCACUUUAGCCACUGUAUUGUUGAGGCCAGGCUCCAGGUUGCUGGAGACUGAGCAUGUCUGUGAGUAAAGCAUUAAGUAGUGAUGCAGGACCUGGCACCCAUGUGCUCCAGACACAAUAACCUUCUUAAUCAUCUGAAGUGGUAAUGGUUCAUACAAUACCCCUUUUAAAGCUUUUGCAGCAUACCGUUACAGUCUCCAUAAGGCACAACCAUAAUGUCAUGAGUUAAAGGACCACUAUAGUGCCCUGAGGGUGCCCCCACCCUCAGGGUCCCCCUCCCGCCCGGCUCUGGAAAGGGGAAAGGGGUUAAAACUUACCUUUUUUCCAGCGCUGGGCGGGGAACUCUCCUCCUCCGAUCCUCCUCUUCUCCUCCCAUGCGGCUGAAUGCGCACGCGCGGCAAGAGCUGCGCGCGCAUUCAGCCGGUCACAUAAGAAAGCAUUCUCAAUGCUUUCCUAUGGACGCUGGCGUGCUCUCACUGUGAAAAUCACAGCGAGAAGCACGCAAGCGCCUCUAGUGGCUGUCAAUGAAACAGCCACUAGAGGAUUAGGGGGAAGGCUUAACCCAUUCAUAAACAUAUCAGUUUCUCUGAAACUGCUAUGUUUAUGAAAAAAUGGGUUAACCCUAGAGGGACCAGGCACCCAGACCACUUCAUUAAGCUGAAGUGGUCUGGGUGCCUAGAGUGGUCCUUUAAGGUUAACGGCAAUCUCAAAUUUGGCAGUGCCUCUGAAUUCCCUAGAAAGAAAUAGCUGUAGCCAUAUUUUAACAGCAUGUUUGCUGGCUUCAUCAAGACAUACAUGUUAAUCUGCACUUACAAAUCCAAAUAAGAUAAAUCCAAAUAAAACCUCUCAUUGCUUUAUAUCUUAACACUGGCUUGGGUGGAAGUAGAGCCAAAACACCCUUAAGUUGUAGGUACUUUUUCUUUUUUGUAACAGUAUUAUUCAUACUCUCAAAUGCCUGGAGGUGGGCCUUUUAGUCUGUUUUCAAUCUCAAUACUGAUGUUUUGUCUUGUAGGGACUUGAAAGUCAUUACCACGCACUACAAAACAGACUGGCAAUCGCAGGCCGUUCUGACCCAGGCGAUCCUGGUAAGAUAUACCAUUUUGAUCUGAACUGUGAUCUUGUCAAGAACAACUAAUUUUAAUCCUUUAUUUUAAGGGCAUUUUUUCAGUGGGCAUCAAACAAACUAAAAGGAAAAAACAUGUCAUUUUAUAUGCAUCAUAAUACUUGUUUAAGUGCACUUUUUUUUUUUUUUAUUUAAACAAACUGUCUUUAGAACUGCUUUUCCCUCUGUAUUUCAUAUUGCCCUUUAUUGCAAUGUGUGUGUGUCUAUAUAAUAUGUAUAAUGCCUAAUUCCUCCAAGAUACUAUUGCUGUAAGCAGACCUUAUUUUACUUGCUUCCCAUGGCAUCCUUGUCUUGUGUAAUAGUCUAGAGAAAUAAGUCUGCUUUACUUUGUGACAUUGUGUUUAAAGUGUUGCUUAGUAAGGAUUAAAGAUAUGUCUAUUAUCUUCCAGUUUAUACACCACUCUGCUUUGAUACUGUAUGUCAAAAGCUGUAUUGUUUGAAAGCAUACUAGAAAAAAAAACUAAAACAAUUUCAGUAAUUGAGCCAUACUUCUUUUGUGGUAUAAUUUGUCUCCUACAAAUCAGAUGCUUCUGGAUUUAUGAGCUGUUUUAUGGGCUUACUUGCUUUCAUUUAAGGUUUGACUUACUUAUCAGCAGAAAUAAGUUGUGAACAGGAAAACAUUGUGACCAGCUGUUUAGAAUUUGAGCUGGAAAAAGGAGAUUUUUCACGGAGUUCAGGAAGCCAAGUUGUACUUCACAGGUAGUGAGGAGACUGGUAGAGCAGUGUGUGUACCAUACUUGAUUCCUCUUAUGCUAUUCUGCUUCAGGACAUAACUCAAUCAGUUUGAGAAGUUUUAUAUUAAUAAAGUCCUAGAAGAUGUGGGUGCAACAAAAUACAUUACUGUCAUUGAUAGACAGGGCCGAUAUAAGUCAAUGAUUUAAAAAUAAAUAUAUAUAUAUAUAUAUAUAUAUAUAUAUAAUUUUUUUUUUUUUAUUUAUUUUUUUUAUGAAAUGCUUUUUGAGGAAAAAAAUCUAGAUAGUUUUCUAUUUGAGAUACAUUUUAUGGUCCAAAGGUUAUCAUCAUUGUGAAAUUGGGAUUUGUUUUUAGUUAUGUACAUUAAAACUGUAUAUUCAUGUAGUGUUACGUCCAAUUUGUUUGGUACAUUAAGUCUAAUAAUCCAUUGGUCAAUGUCAUGCUUUCACAAAUAUUUUGGACAGUUUUUCUAUCAUAAAUCUAUUAUUACAGACACUUGGACUUUGCAUUCUCAAAACUGUGCAUUUGUGUCAGCAGAGAUAGCAUAUCUCUUCUUCACAACAAAUAUGUUAUAAAAUACAUUUUGCUGAGUUUAGAAAAAUACCUUGUAAUAAUCACAUUAAACACAAAUAAUAAAAGUAAUUGCAGUAUUCUAAAAAUGAAACCUUUUCAUCGGGUUGUAAAUAUUAAGAGUUUAACAACCAGCAAAAUUAGUCUUUACAUAGAAAAAACAAGAUUUAAAUUCAGUCUUAUUGACUAAUAAUUUAAAUUGUCAUUUAAAUCAAAUUCAGUCUGGCAAACCAAAUGUCAUGGUUUUGUUCUUGAGGGAAUCCAAUCUUGCAUGCUGUGUCACUAAGCCCUGAAAUUGUAUGGCAUUUUUUUUUUUUCAAAGUCUACUUAGGCCUUCAAUUUGUAAUUCCCCAGUUGCAUAACAGCAGGUCUUGGUUUAAUGUAUUAUCCUGUUAUCCUUAAAAUUGUUGGCUUUUGGCAUGUCUGAUGUGGAAAAGUUCUUUUAAGCAUAAUGAAAGCAUUAUGUAAAACAAUAUGGUAACAAGUAGUAAUUAGCUUUGUUUAAAUGAGAACUGUACAUUUGUAACAUCUGCAUUAUUAAAAAUCACCACCUUUAACUUGUAUUAACAUUUUUUUCAUUACAAAAUAAAAAUUUUAAUUCUAAUUUUUAUUAAACAUUUAGCAAAUUACAUCAUAACCCAGUUCAGACAAGACUUUUCUAUGCUGACUAUCAGUUACAGAGGACAGGCCUUAUAAAAAUGAUUAAUUUUAUUUUUCACACCUCACUAAUACAUAUUUGUUAAAAGGACAGAAAAGCAAACACCUUGUAUAAAAAUUCUGUAAAGUGACAAUCUCCCUUAAAAGAAUGUGUGUAAAUCCUAAAGGGACACCAUAGGCAACAAAACCAAUUUAGCUUAAAGAAGCAGUAUAGUGUCAGGAAUAUAAACAUGUAUUCCUGACACUAUAGGUCUAAUAGCACCAUUUAGGUGGCCAACCCCCUUUUUCCUCGUUAAAAAGGUAUUUCACUCAUUGUUUUUCCAGCGCUGCAAGUCUCCACCACAAGCUCCAGCUCCUUGACUGAAAUCAUGCUCUAUACAUCAAAACUGCUUCAUUAAAGGAUCAUUAUAGUGCCCUGAGGGUGCCCCCACCCUCAAGGUCCCCUUCCCGCCGGGCUGGAUGGAGAGGAAGGGGUUAAACUUACCUCUUUUUCCAGCGCCGGGCGGGGAGCUCUCCUCCUCCUCCUCUCCUCUCUCCUCUCCUCCUCUUUGGCUGAAUGCGCAUGCGCGGCAAGAGCUGCGCGCGCAUUCAGCCAGUCCAUAGGAAAGCAUUCACAAUGCUUUCCUAUGGACGCUGGCGUCUUCUCACUGUGAUUUUCACAGUGAGAAAGGCGGAAGCCCUCUAGCGGCUGUCAAUGAGACAGCCACUAGAGGCUGUAUUAACCCUAACAUAAACAUAGCAGUUUAUAGAAAAAACUGCUAUGUUUAUAGAAAAAAGGGUUAACCCUAGAUGGACCAGGCACCCAGACCACCUCAUUAAGCUGAAGUAUCUGGGUGCCUAUAGUGAUCCUUUAAGCUAGAGUUGUCUUGGUGCUUGUAGUGUCCCUUUAAUAAAGAGACAUAGGAUGAAUGCUAUUUACGCAGAUGUUUUUCAAUGGUUGCAAAGGAAAUUGUUGUGCAAAUUAAAAUUAUUGGGUUCAUGGAUACUAAUAGGACAGGAAAAACCAAACACCUAAGCACUAUUGCCUCAGUGUUGGUCUAGUGAAUAUAAAAUACUUCGAGAAAUUCAAAACUACACGUCAAUUAAUGGUACAUGGCUGUUUUCACUUUAUAUUUUAUUGGGAGAUGCCAUAAGUGCUGUGGAUUUUCUACUCAAUGACCAUGAUGUUUGUUCCAGUUGUACUAUUGAAAGCAGCCAAUUCGAAUAUUGCUUUGACUUAAAAUGAGCCACUUAGUGUGUUCGUAUGUGUAUUUUCUUACAUGGCAUUUUGCAGGAAGAUAUGCAGACACUUAAAUAUUGUAUGUUCUCAAUCUGCUAUUUCAAGUAGAAGUUACUGAUAGUAGGGUAUUACUGACUCAUUAAAGAUAGCUUAUGGCACAUUUUAGUUCCACCCCCCUUGUACAUGUGUUUUCUUACAUGGAAUUUUGCAGCACUGGUACUUACUACUUAAAGCUGUAUUUUCCUCCACUCCACAGGACUGGCAGACAUGAGGGUGAAGUUUUAGACACUCAGGCUAAAAGUUCAGUAACCCCCUACAAAUUCCCUGGUAUUUGUCUAUCCUUUUAUUUGUUUGACAGAAAGUUGACAGGAUUUGUUUUAUUUUGUGCAGUGAUGUGGUGGCCUUUGUUCUGAGGGCAAUGGCCACCAAUUUUCUAUUUGUGACUGUUGUUCUCUGUCUGAAGCUGCCUUAAUUUUAUUGAAAAAAAUUAAAGUCGCACCUAGUGUGUGGUUUAUGUCUACCCAGGCAACAGCAUGUAAAAUAAUCGUAAAAUUAGUUCUGCAAAAUUAAUUAGAUCUUUCCCUGCGUCAAAUGGAUCUCCUUUGUACUUGAGAAAAGUAAGCUGCUAUAGUAAUCAAUUUAUUGUGGGUGGUUUCCUAAGCUAUGUCUACAGAUAAACUAUUUUGACCUAAAAUUUGAAAUUCACUUAAUUUGAAUUUCCUUACCGUUCACACUUUAGUGACUAAUCCUGGCUGAAUUCUUGUAAAAGUGUCAUAGAAUACCUUAAUAUAAAUGGUCAAACGUAGCAGUGGUACUUAUUGGUGUGCAAUAAUCCAUGGGAAAAUAGAUAUAUUUAUUUGAGGUUGACCGUCUCAAGUGCUGCCAUUUCCUUCCGGAGUACUUUCUUGCAUCUUUCUUGAGCCUUCACCAUUGUUUUUCUCGCAUGCAUGUUUGAGAGUGCAAAACACUCUUGAAAAUCCCAUAAGAUCGCCCAGUCCAUUAUGUGUUGGUAACAAGACCCCAUGCGACUUGAGGAUGGAAGGUAUUUUAGCCAAUGACAAAACAGAAAAGAUUUGACAUCCUUUUAUUUAAGUUUGUAAUUUAAGUGGCAAUAUGCACUGGCACUGUAUACGUGCGGGGAAAAAAACAAACUUUUGUUAACAUGCACAUUCUCAUUUCCUCAUUAUCAAUGACAGUAUUAACUUUUUUCCAGUAAUUUAUUAACUUAUCUUGGUGUCUUAAGUUUUGUUUUCAUCAUAAACGGCUAGUUUGUCUGUUUACUGAAUUUGUAAGCCAAUUUAGUGUCCUAAAUUUAUGUGAACUCACACUCAACUUUCCCUUUCCUGGCUACCCAAAAAAAAAACAAAAGGCCCAUUUUCAAAUACGGGCACUGAUACAUUUGAAGAAAAAAAGUAUCUAAAAUCUUGUUGUUUUUGAUUCCUGAAUACAUUGUUUAAACAUUCUUUUUAUUCCCACAGAUCUUGCAAAGCUACUCACUGAUAAGGGUUAAGCGGGACAUCGAUGUUCUGAUUUGUGGAAUCUCAACUUAAUGGAGGAAUCUGAUUGAAAUAUCCCAUUCUAACUUGGGGAUGCGUAUAUAUAGUCUGAGCUCACUUUGCAGCAAACGCGCAAUACAGCCUCCCACCUAGCUCAUGAUCCACAUUAGCACACCAAAUGUACAGAAAUGUGUGUAUAGGAUAUAAAAAUGAUUUAGCCAUUUAAAAGAGAGCAAAAAGAAUGAGAGAUGUAUUUAUUUGUCUUUGACGUGAGGCGUGUUUUAUUUUCUUAAUGGUUUUAUUGUUACAAACACUGUUUAAUCUCUUCAUAGUUUAGAUGGGGUGUGCAAAUAUUUUUCUCCUUCUCUUCCAUUUACAAAACUGAAAUACGUGCAUAUUGCUCAUGUUGAAACUUGUCAUUGGAUACCUAUACCCUCCCGCAAUUGUGUGGAAAGGUUAACGUGUAACUAAGCAUAUUAAUUAUAUUCAAAGUCAGGCAGACAUUGUAGUCAUCCUUUUCUAUUACAUGAGCACGAUAUAUGCAUAACACUACACAGCUAACAAGGCAUCAAAUUCUUGAAGCAGGCACCAGAAUUUAUUUUAUGUUAAGGGCCAGUAAUAAAGUUGCCUGAAUGCUUAUAUCUUUUUGCACUGACAUUGCCAAGCUUGUACAAAUGCAUUUUUACAUUUGACUUCCUCUAUCUCUUCCAAUCCUCAAAAUGGCACCAGCAUUUCUACAUUUGACAACUAACGUUUCCUAUAACACUGCCAGCUACAACCUGUCAGACUGAAGUUAUGACCGCUUCUCUAAAACUAUUCACAAAUGUUGCACAGCAAGUGGCUUUGGGACCAGAACAUGCCAAUUUGCUCCAUUAUUUUUAUAUAAGAGAACAAAUCACGUGCCAGCCAGUGUUUUUAGCUGGUCUACAUAUCUUCUUGCUCCGACCACUUGAGGACCUUGCUGUUUAACUUUGCCCUCUAUAGAAGUCUGUUCUUCAGUAUUGUCGUAGAAAAACACUUUUGCAGACUAAAAGAUAAUGCAAACCUACAAUCGCUACAUUCUCUUUGUGUCAUGCGUAUUAAUUUAAGUUCUACUUUUGUAAUGAAAGUAACUUUUUAAAAAAAAAAACAUGCAACAAGGUAUCAAUCUGUCUACCAGUUUACAAUGUGUAUCGUGUUAACAGCCAAAAACAUGCAUAUCAAGUUAUUGUUAUGCUUACAUUGCCAAUGUUCACACACUGCUAUGACUAACUUUCCAGGUUGCAGCUGUUGGUUCUGUGGACCUUGGAAUGCUGGUGUUGGUUGAUUAGACUAAUGGAAAAGAAUUAGUACCUACCCUUUGCACUGUAUGGACUGGUUAUUCACAGCUCACCUAGCUGUGUGUUUUCCUGUAUAGGAAAUUUUCAGCAUCCUUUCUGACUUUUUUAAUAUUUAAAAAAAGAACUCAUCCUCCAUUUUAUUGACUGUAUACAUGAUUAAUGUAUUGUUAACAAAAGCUAAAUCCAAGAUUUGAGAGUAUUCUUUAAAAGAAUUGUCAUAACAUUCAUAUCCUGCAUUUUUAUCGUCACUGAUGGUUGUCUAAAAUAUAUAUAUUUGUCCAGCUUUAUGUACGUGGAAUAGCUCUCUCUAUGCAUAAUAGCUUAUAAGGGUGUAUGUAUCUGUAAUGAAAUAUCUCUCAUUUAAUGAUAUUUUUGGAGGGGGCAGUGGGAAAUAAUAUUCUGAUAUUAAAUAAGUUUAAAGAAACAUUAGUUCUUUUAUUUUCCUACCUGCUGCUGUUUUAGCUUUUGCUAUAAAAUCCCCAGAAAAAUAAACAAGACAAUCUAAUGAAAAUUGUAAAAUCUACAGAAGUAUGGCUUUUUGUUUUUUUUCUUUUUCUUUUAUUGUGAAAUCAAUGCAGGUCAUCUAUAUAAUUGAGUAAAUACUGAAUACCAAAUACUGAAGAAUCCUACAUCCAAGUUUACAUGAAAGAAAGUUAAAGGGAGCUGUAACGUCAGUGGAAAAUCACUUAUAAUUGCAUUAACCUUUUUUUUUUUUAUGAGAUGCACUGUGUUUUUUUUUUUAAUUUGUGUUUAAAGAUUUAGCAAGUGACAUCACAAUCCAAUCCAGUUCAGUUCAGGCACAGCCAUGACACUCAUUGCAAAUGAGGAGGAGAAACAUAAAUAUUGUUUCAUUUCUCCUUUUCUCAGUAUGUUUACUCUAUGCCGACUGCCACUUUGAGCAUCACAAUUGAGGGGGUGGCGGGUGAAUCACUAUUACUACCAUAAUCAAAACAUUUUUAUUUCAUAUGGUUUAUGUGUCCACUCUUAAAAGAAACAAGCAAAUGGUUCUGCAGCGCUGUUUUACACAUUACACAGUUAAAUAUAUUUUGAAUGGGAACCGUCACUUUCCAGGAAUUUUUCUUUUUCAUGUUAUGUUUACGUGUCCC